Culicoides brevitarsis is the source of this 46085-nucleotide messenger RNA. RefSeq names its product titin. Gene Ontology annotation, molecular function: protein binding. The transcript has 47 exons. The coding region runs from base 379 to 45339 and encodes 14986 amino acids. The record is from RefSeq and is a predicted model, not a curated record. Lineage: Eukaryota; Metazoa; Arthropoda; Insecta; Diptera; Ceratopogonidae.
ACUCUUCGUCCGAUUCAGAAGCAACAGCCUAAGAAAAGACUAAUAUCAUAGAAGAAGGCUUGCGUGGAAGAGGCAUAAAAAGCGAAGAAAAAAUUUAACGAAAAAAAAAAUUAUUCGAAAAAAUUAUAUAAGUGUGAAGAAGAAAAAAAAAUUUGAAGGAAAAAAGUAAAGAAGGAAGAAAAAAAGUUAAUUUUGUGCCCGCACUAACACACAACAGCUCACAACUUGUACAUACAAAAAAAUAUUUAUAGCAGAAAAAAAUUCUAUAUUUAUCCCAUAAUAAUCCGCGUGUGUGUGCUUGCUACUCUUUGAAAAAAAAAAUAUUUAAAGCAAGCAAAAUUUAUUUUUUUAAACAACGACCCGCAUUAAGGAUUAAAAAUGCAGCGUCAAAAUUCGAACAACUAUCAGCAGCAGUCGUCGUCGCAGCAAUUUAUCCAGCACGAGACAUCGCAGCAGCAGCAACAACAGCAGCAGCAGCAACAAUUUAGCUCAACUAGUCAUCAAAGCAUACGACGCGAGCAACAAGUGAUCAGUCGUCAUGUUACAGAACAAAGAGUUGAAUCUGGCGGCGUGAUUCAGGAAACAACGAUCGUUCCUGCGCCCGUAUCGCAAGGGUAUCAACGCCAAAUUCAGCAAAGUCAGCAGCAAACUCAGCAAUAUCGCCAACAAAUUCAACAGCCCGCUGCGCCAGCCGGUCAAACAAUGACGCCGCCCAUUUUCGAACAAAUUUUCAAGAAUGCUCGUUUCGCGCAAGGCGGCGACGCCUUGUUCGAGGGUCGGCUCAAAGGUACGCCACGACCUGAGGUUUCUUGGAUGCGAAAAGGUGCACCCCUUCUCGCCUCACAGAAAUACCAGAUGACGUACAAUCCGGGCACGGGCGACGUUUCCUUGCUCAUACGUAAAAUUGGCCCAGGGGAUGAGGGCGAAUACACGUGCAAGGCCGUAAAUCGUGUUGGCGAAGCCAUUUGCUCCGUUUUCAUUCAACCGGAGGGUUUGUUGCCGCCCGUUCAGCAACAACAACGUCAAGUCGUUCAGCAACAGCAGCAAAACGGCUCGUACCAAAACGGUCACAGCGUCGUUUACGAAGAAGACUUCAAAGUUGACACGUUCGAGUAUCGCUUGUUGCGCGAAGUCUCGUUCCGCGAAUCGAUCACGCGUCGUUACAGCGGCGAAGCUGAUGCCCAAAUCUCGACGGUAGUCGAACGUAAUCUCGGACCAGCUUGUCCGCCCCAAAUUAGUCAAAAGCCGCGCAAUUCGAAGCUCAUCGAGGGAUCUGACGCCGUUUUCACGACAAAAGUCUCGUCAAAUCCCAAACCGCGUCUCACGUGGUUCAAAAAUGGGCAACGCAUCAUCGCGCAAACCGACAAAUACGAGACGACGUACACGAACAACCAAGCCUCGCUCAAGAUCAAGCGUGCCGAGCAAAAGGAUUCCGGCUAUUACACACUUUUGGCGGAAAAUCCUCAAGGAUGUCAAGUUUCGACAGCUGUUCUCGCCAUCGAGCCAGCUCAAGAAACGCCCGUUGUUCAACGUCCCGAAGAGGUUUACAGCCCCGACGAUGCCACAAAAGCUCUGGCUCCGCAAUUCGUUCGCGUUUUCCAAGAUCGCGACGUUACCGAGGGAAAAAUGACGCGUUUCGAUUGUCGUGUCACGGGACGCCCAUAUCCCGAAGUGCAUUGGUACAUCAACGGAAAUCCCGUGCGUGACGACAUCACUCACAAAAUUCUCGUCAACGAAUCCGGAUCUCAUUCACUGAUGAUUACCAAUGUUGGUCCCUUCGAUUCGGGCAUCGUUACUUGCGUCGCGACGAACAAAGCUGGCGAAAUUAAUUGUCAAGCCAAAUUGAAUGUGCUCGAGAAGGAACAGGUAGUUGCCCCCAAAUUUGUCGAACGGUUCACCACUGUUAAUGUCAAGGAGGGAGAGCCUGUUACUUUGCAUGCGCGUGCCGUUGGAACCCCAAUUCCGCGUAUCACGUGGCAAAAAGAUGGCGUCAACAUUCAGCCGAGUGACAAUGUUCGCGUGAUUGUCGAUCAGGGAGCGACAACGUUGGAUAUUUCGCGUGCAGGUGUCUCUGAUGCUGCUUGGUAUCAAUGUACUGCACAAAAUGUCGCCGGAUCGACAGCAACUCGCGCUCGAUUGUUCGUCGAACAACCAAAGACGCAACAUUAUGAGCAGAAACGCUUGAAUUUCCCGAAACCCAGCAAAGUUAUCGAACCAGAACCCGAACCUGAACCAGAAAUCAUCUAUUUGCGUCACGUAGAACGCGCCAAGCCACACAAGGCUCCCGCUGAAGGCGAUCGCGUCUAUCCUCCUCCACAAUUUAUUGUCCCCUUGCGUGACAUUACUCAAGUCGAAGGAGGAAAAGUUCAUUUCGAAGCUCGAAUUGAACCUGUUGGCGAUCCAACGAUGCAUGUUGAUUGGUAUUUGAACGGGCGUCUUGUUGAAGCUAGUUCUCGUGCCACAAGCACCUUCCGCUUCGGUUUCAUCGCCUUGGAUUUGAUCAGCAUCAUUGCUCAAGAUGGCGGCGAAUACGUUUGUCACGUUUCAUCUGCCACUGGCGUCGCUGAAUCACGUGGCGUUCUUCGCGUACAACAACGCGCUGCGAUCGAAUCCCAAAGUCAACAUCCAACCAGCUUGGAAUACAUCCAACAACUCGAAGAUUACUCGAAAUAUCAACGUAGCGAAAGCAUCGAGGAGCAAAUUAACCAAAAACCGAUCUUCAUUCGCCCCCUUCAAAAUCUCGGGGAACUCGAGGAAGGUCGUAAUGCUCAUUUCGAGGCUCAAUUGACGCCCGUGAGUGAUCCCACGAUGCGCGUUGAAUGGUACAAAGAUGGUCGUGCCAUUACCGCAAGUUCUCGCAUCACGGCGAUCUUCAAUUUUGGUUAUGUCUCGUUGAACAUCAUGCAUUUGCGUGCUGAAGAUACGGGAACGUAUACCGUACGUGCUGUAAAUCGCAUCGGCGAAGCCAUGUGCACAGCAACGAUGAAGGUCAUUUCACGCAGCACCGUGACGCAAGACUUAGGAAUCCCCGAGCAACAACGCUACAUCGAGCAAACGCAACAAUUGGAGGCUUACCAAAAAUACCAAUCGCAGAAAUUCGUUGAUGAGCAACCCGAAUGCAUCAUGCCGCCGGUGUUCAAGAGUCCCAUCAAGGAUCAACUUAACAUCCGUGAAGGCGGUUUUGCUCAUUUUGAAGCUCGUUUGGAGCCUGUUGGCGAUGCCACACUCCGCGUUGAGUGGUUACGCGACGGAAUCCCAGUCGAAGCGUCGUCACGUAUCACGAGUUUCUUCAAUUUCGGUUACGUUGCGCUUACGAUCAAGCAAGUUACUGUCUUGGAUGCCGGCGUUUACACUUGCCGAGCGUUUAAUGCAUGCGGCGAAGCUCAUACGAAUGCUAAUAUGACAGUGAUGACGAGACAAGAUGUCAGUUAUGACUCGUCGAACCCUCAAGGAUUGGAACAAAUUCAACAUUUGGAAGAUUCGUCACGUUAUCAACGGAAACAAGAAGAGGAAACUGUGGUAACGGAGAAACCACGCUUCUUGGGACCCUUGAAGGCAACUACGAAGAUUAUUGAAGGGCAACGUGCUCACUUUGAAGCACGCGUUGAGCCACAAUCUGACUUGACGAUGGAAAUUGAAUGGUAUUGCAACGGCAAACCCAUUCAACCUGCCACACGUGUUCAAACUUACUACGAUUUCGGUUACGUUGCCUUGGAUAUCAUCGGAGUUCGUGGCGAAGAUACCGGAAAUUACACUGUUGUCGCUCGCAAUGCCGCUGGCGAAGCUCAACUCACCACAGAAAUGGUUGUCGAGACCCGCUCAAGCAUCGAUACACGCAGCAUGCACAAAGGCACUUUCGAAAAAACGCGUCAUUUGGAAGACAAGACGCACAUUGAGCCUCAAUACGACAUCGAGGAACUUUGCAAAUCGAAGCCAAUCUUCACAGUGCCUCUUUCGGAUCCCCAACCUGUCGGCGAAGGACGAAAUAUCCACUUGGAAUGUCGUUUGGAGCCCGUCGGAGACCCAACGAUGCGUGUUGAGUGGUUCCAAAAUGGUCGUGCCAUCACUGUUGGUUCUCGUUUCCGCACAUAUCACGAUUUCGGUUAUGUCGCUUUGGAUAUUAUCCAUUCGCAAUCCACGGAUUCGGGAGAAUAUACUGUUCGUGCUACAAAUCAACUGGGAACUGCUCAUACCUCGGCUUGCGUUCGCGUAAUUGGUGCUUCUGACAUCGUUACCGAUUCUCAAGUCGAUAUGGAGCAAAUUAACGCCUUGGAGGUUGGAAAUCGUCGCAGUUUGGCAUUGGAUGAUGUUCAAGUGUUGCAACCGCCGCAAUUUACGAGACCUUUGCACAACAUUGAGACGAUUGAAGGCACCAACGUGCACUUGGAAUGUCGUUUGCAGCCCGUUGGAGACCCCACAAUGACUGUCGAGUGGUUCGUGAAUGGUUUCCCCGUCAAAACGGGACAUCGUUUCCGUCCUGCGUACGAAUUUGAUUACGUAGCACUCGAUUUGUUGGGCGUUUAUUCGACCGAUAGCGGCGUUUACACUUGCCAAGCACGCAAUCAGCUCGGAGAAGCUGUUACAAGCUGCGCUGUUCGCAUUAUCGCGAAGAAAGACCUCAUCAUGGACUCCCAAUAUCCCGCUGGUUUGGAAAAAAUCCAAUAUUUGGAGGAUGCAUCACGUUACCAACGCACCGAAGAUGUCGAGGAGAACGUUAAUAUUCGCCCGCGGUUCUUGACGAAGCCCAAAAACAUCGAAAAGAGUCGCGAAGGACAACAUGCUCACUAUGAAUGCAAAUUAGAGCCUGUUACCGACCCCAAUUUGAAGGUUGAAUGGUACAAAGAUGGUCGCCCCAUCACUAUUGGGCAUCGUUUCCGUCCCAUUCACGACUUUGGUUACGUCGCCUUGGACAUUAUUGACUUGAUUGCCGAAGAUAGCGGCACCUACACUUGUCGCGCCGUCAAUUUAGUCGGUUUCGAUGAGGUUCAAUGCACUUUGAUGUGUCGCAGCACCCAACAAAUUGUCUCGACAACCCAAAACGAACAAGGUUUGGAGCAAAUUCAAUACUUGGAAGAUCGUUCGCGGUACACGCGACGCGAAGAUGUCGACGAAACAUCCAAACAAGUCCCGAUUUUCACGACUUCCUUGAAGAACAUCGAGAUUAAGGAAGGACAACGUGCUCAUUUCGAGUGUCGUUUGAUCCCCGUCUCCGAUCCAAAUCUCCGUGUCGAGUGGUUCCAUAACAACAAACCCGUCAAAUCGGGAUCUCGUUUCACGGAAACCAAUAAUUUCGGUUUUGUAGCUCUCGAUAUCAUGGGAUGCUUGGAAGAAGAUUCCGGCGUUUAUACUUGUCGUGCCGUUAAUUUGCUCGGAGAAGCAGUUACUUCGGCAACAGCAGUUGUGCAUAGUCGUAAGUCGUUGUAUUUGGAAGCGCAACAUGAAGGAGCUUUGCAAAGUAUUCGUCAUUUGGAGGAUUCUUCACGUUAUCAGCGUCAUAGCAUGGUUGAAGAGCAGGAAAUCCGUCAAGCUCCCAUGUUUACGUUGCCUGUGAAGGAUAUCAAAGUGCACGAAAAUCAACCCGUUCACUUUGAGGCACGCUUGAUUCCUGUCGGAGAUCCUAAAUUGAAGGUUACUUGGUUGCGCAAUGGCGUCCCAUUGGAAGCUUCAAACCGUUUGACGACAAUGCACGACUUCGGUUAUGUCGCCUUGAACAUGAAAUAUGUCAAUCCCGAAGAUUCCGGCACUUACACUUGUCGCGCUGUCAACGAAUUGGGUCAAGCUGUUACUUCCGCCCAACUCAUCGUCAAAUCCAAAGCUGGUCUCGACAUGGAAACCAUGAACGAAAAUGCCUUGGAGAAAAUCCAUCAACUCGAAGAUCAUUCGCGUUACCAACGUCGCGAAGAGGAAGAAAUCGAAGUAACGCAAGCUCCUCAUUUCACGACAAAACUCAUCGGACCCACGAAACUCUUCGAAGGUCAAAGCGCCCAUUACGAAUGUCGCAUCGAACCGUAUCCCGAUCCAACGAUGAAGAUUGAUUGGUUCCACAAAGGUCAACCAAUCACGACAGGACAUCGUUUCCGUUCGACAGCCGACUUUGGAUUCGCUGCUCUCGACAUCUUGACAGCGUAUGCAGCAGACAGCGGAGAAAUUACGUGCCGCGCCACGAACAAAUUGGGACAAGCACAAUCCUCGAUCAACUUGACGGUGCAAGCGCAAUCGUCAAUUAGCUACGAGACGCAACACGAAGGUGCCUUGGAGAAGAUUCACUAUUUGGAAGAUGGAUCUCGGUACCAACGACGCACCGAAGAGGAUGUUUUUGUUGCGGAAAAACCGCAAUUUGGACGUCCCUUGCGCAAUGCCAACGUGCAAGAAGGCAAGCCAGUUCAUUUGGAGGCAACGUUGACACCCGUCAAUGAUCCUACCAUGAAGGUUGAGUGGUAUUGUAAUGGAAAGCCAAUUCAACAAGGACAUCGUUUCAAAACGACAUACGAUUUCGGCUUUGUCGCUCUCGACAUCCUUUACUCCCACGCUGAAGACACUGGCACAUACAUGUGCAAAGCUAAGAACGCCGUAGGAGAAGCUGUUACGACUUGCGCUGUAAACGUCACAGCCAACAAAAAGCUUUAUUUGGAAACGCUCGACGAGGAUCGCUUGAAGAAGAUCCAACAACUCGAAGCCUACGAACGUCCCAAGGAACCGGAAGUCGAACAAGUCGGUCAAAAACCCGUUUUCCUCACGCCCUUAGCCAAUUUAGACAACUUGGUUGAAGGCGAACACGCACAUUUGGAAUGUCGCGUUGAACCAAUUAACGAUCCCAAUUUGAAGAUUGAAUGGUACUUCAAUGGUCGACUUUUGCCAUCAGGUCAUCGUUUCCGCACAACGCACGACUUCGGUUACGUCGCGCUCGACAUUUUGUACGUCUAUGGCGAAGAUACGGGCACUUAUAUGUGCAAAGCGGUUAACAAACUCGGCGAAGCUGUCAACACGUGCAGCAUCCGAUGCGUCAAUCGUCGCUCAAUUAUCCUCGAUACGCAACAUCCCGACGGUUUGGAGAAGAUUCAAAAGCUCGAGGGACAAGCAAGACCUCAUCGCGCCGAAGUUGACGAGCCUGAACUCAUGCCGCCACGUUUCGUCACCGAAUUACGCGGAACAACGGAGAUUUUCGAGGGAGAAACUGCGCACUUUGAAGCUCAAGUCGAGCCAAUUCACGAUCCCAACUUGCGUAUUGAGUUCUAUCACAAUGGCAAACCGCUCCAAUCGGCAAGUCGUUUCCAUGUUACCUUCGAUUUUGGUUAUGUAGCACUCGAUAUUCAAAAAUGCAUCCCCGAAGAUGCCGGCGAAUACAGCGUUAAAGCCAUUAAUGCCUUGGGACAAUGCAAAUCUGCGAUUAAUUUGAUUGUUCAUGCCAAGGGAAGCAUCAUCACGGAACCCCAACAUCCCGAUGGCUUGGAUAAGAUCCGCGAAUUGGAAGCUCACAAGCCAUUCCAACGCCCAGAAAUCCAAGAUGCUGUCACCUUACAACGUCCUGUCUUCACACAACCGCUUCAAAACAUCGAUAGCAUCGGAGAAGCUCAAACAGCCCACUUUGAAGCUCGUUUGAUCCCCGUUGGAGAUCCUAACCUCAAAGUUCAGUGGUUCCGCAACGACGUCUUGUUGGAAGACAGUUCUCGCAUCACAAAAACGCACGAUUUUGGCUUCGUUUCGAUGGAUAUCCAACAUGUGCGAGAGGAGGAUGAAGGUGUUUACAUGUGUCGCGCCACAAAUCCUUUGGGAGAAGCUGUUACGACAGCAAGCAUGCGUGUGAGAACCAAGGCAAGCAUUCAAAUGGAGACUCAACAUCAAGAAUCGUUGAAGAAAAUUGCCGCUUUGGAACAACCUUUGGCGCCGCGUGAAGAUGAACCAGAUCGCGCGUUCGAGAAACCUAUUUUCACGCAAUUGUUGACAGGUCCCGCCGAAUUAUGGGAAGGACAACACGCCCGCUUCGAAGCUCGUGUCGUGCCCGUUGGCGAUCCAUCUUUGCACUUUGAAUGGUUCCACAAUGGCGAACCCUUGAAAAUGGGAAGUCGUUUCCGUACCACGCACGAUUUCGGUUUCGUAACCUUAGACAUUAACUCUACCGUCACCGAAGAUUCGGGCGUUUACAUGUGCAAAGCCAUCAACAAAGCAGGCGAAGCUGUCAGUUCAACUGCCAUGAAGGUCAAGAGUCGCGCCAACAUCGCGCAAGAACCUUUGUUGCCCGACGCCUGGGAAAAGAUUCAAUUGAAGGAAGCCGCGAUGAACAAAGUUCCCGAAAUGUUUGUCGAUACGAAACCGCAACAAGCUCCAGUCUUCACGACACAUCUCGUAUCGCACGAUAACUUGAUCGAGGGACAACACGUGUACUUGGAAGCUCAAGUUGAGCCACGUGCUGACCCCAAUCUCCGUAUUGAAUGGUUCCACAAUGGAAUUCCUCUUACGACGGGAACUCGCAUCAAGAGUACCUUCGAUUUUGGACUCGUUACACUUUCGAUCAACAGUUUGCGCGCUGAUGACUCGGCAAUUUACACGUGCAAAGCCACGAAUUUGUUGGGAGAAGCUGUCAGUACGUGCGCUUUGAAGAUCGGAACGACGCCAAAUCUCUUGAGUGACACCAUGCAUCCCGAUGCUUUGUCGCGAAUCCAAGAUUUGGAAGCUCCUCGUCCUGGAAGACCCGAAGCAGCUGAAAUUGUCUUCGAAGAACCCGUUUUUAUCACGCAUUUGAACAAUGUCGAAUGCAAGGAGAACGAUAAUGUGCACUUUGAAUGCAACGUCGAGCCAUCCAAAGACCCGACAAUGAAGAUCGAAUGGUUCUGCAACGGAAAACCCCUUGGAGCAGCAGCUCGUUACAAGUCAACUUACGACUUUGGAUACUGCGCUCUCGAUAUUUCGGGCGCUUAUGCUGAGGAUAGCGGCAUUUACACGUGCAAAGCGACAAAUAACAAGGGAUCUGCUUCAACUUCGGGCACCCUGAAAUGCACCGGAGACAAAACAAUGUUCUUGGAUACGCAACAUCCACAAGGCAAGGCUGGAUUGGAUGCUGUCGAAGAGGCAGAACGUCAAUUGGCAGAUCGUUCGAAACGCAAGAGUGACAAACCCGAGACUAAAUUUGGACCUCCAGAAUGGAUUGUGCCGUUUACGAGUGAAUUCCAUUUGAAUGAAGCGGAGCCGUUGCAUUUGGAGGGACAAGUUAUCCCGAAAGACGAUCCAAAUCUCAAGAUCGAGUGGUAUUUCGCUGGAAAGCAGCUCGAGCAUGGAGCGCGUUUCAAGAUGACCAACGAUUUUGGAUUUGUGACACUCGAUUUGACGGAUGUCUAUGAACGUGAUCAAGGAAUUUACACGUGCAAGGCGUUCAAUGAGGCAGGAGAAGCUUUCACAAGUACUGUGGUUUAUUGCACGUCGAAGGAGAACUUGAUUUGGAAGACACAACAUCCAAAAGGCGCCGAGGGUCUUGAAAAGAUUCAAGAUUUGGAAGAUGCUCUCAAUCGCCCCGAUGCUCGUCCCGAAGAUUCCGACGAUGGUCAAGCUCCUCGUUUCACGAGCGAAUUCACCUCGUUGUAUAACAUGAGCGAAGGCGAAAUUGCUCACUUCGAAGCAUCUCUCGUACCAACCGGAGAUCAAUCAAUGGUCGUCGAAUGGUUCUACAAUGGCAAACCCAUCGAAGCAAGUCAUCGUGUACGCACCGUAUACGCCUUCGGCAUGUGUGUCCUCGAAGUUUUGGGCACAAAGGUCGAAGAUACCGGCACCUACUCGUGUCGCGCUACCAACAAAUGGGGCCGUGCCGAAAUCAGUUGCCAACUCGAAUGCGUUGACAAGUCCGCAGGACAAAAACCACGCUUCACUACCCAAAUUACCGACUUGGUUGGCUUGAAAGACGGUCAAUCGGCUCACUUUGAAUGCACUUUGGUGCCCGUUAACGAUCCCGAUCUCAAAGUCGAGUGGUUGCACAAUGGCGUACCAAUUCGUCACUCAACCCGCAUCAAGCCCGUUUCCGAUUUCGGUUACGUUUUGCUCGACAUCGCUUAUGUGCAAUCUCACGAUAGCGGCGAAUACGUUUGUCAUGCCUACAACAAGUACGGAGAGGACUUCACACGUGCCAGUAUCCAAUGCUUCGGAAAGAGCGGCGUUUAUUUGGACAGUUUGCAACCGGAUUCGUUAGCGCGCAUCCGCGAACUCGAAUCGCAAGCAAAUCAACAAAAGACAACGGAUCAAGUGACAGUUGGAGAGCCACCAAAGUUCACGAAACACAUUACCGACGUGUCGAAACUCGUUGAAGGACAAUCGGCGCACUUUGAAGCACGCUUGACGCCUGUCACCGAUCCAGAUUUGGUCGUUGAAUGGUUCUUCAAUGGCAAGAAAUUGCCUCAUGGUCAUCGUUACAGGACUUUCCAUGACUUUGGCAUCGUUAUUCUCGACAUUUUGUACUGUUACGAGGAGAAUUCGGGAGAAUUUGAGUGUCGUGCCACGAACAAGUAUGGCAGCGAUACGACAAAGGCGACGUUGAAGUGUGUGUCGAAGGCGAAUCUUAUCUUGGACUCGCAGCUUCCGCGGGGCAUGGAAGGCGGUUUGGAGAAAAUCCAAACGUUGGAAGACUCCCUUGUGCGUCAUCGCGACGAAGUCACAACCGAGAAAACAGGCAAAGCUCCGGUAUUUACUGUACCCCUUUCAAAUAUCGAUAGCUUGCGAGAAGGCGAAAACGCACACUUCGAAGGUCGCUUAACACCCACGGACGACCCCAACUUGAAGGUUGAAUGGUUCCACGGCGGCAAACCCUUGAAAGCCGGUUCCCGUUUCCGUACUUUCUGCGAUUUCGGUUUUGUUAUUCUCGAAAUUUCGCCCGUUUAUCCCGAAGAUAGCGGCGAAUAUUCGUGCCGUGCCACAAACCAAUAUGGCGAAGCUGUAACACAAGCCAGCAUGAAAGUGCAAGGCAAACGCAGCAUCAUUCUCGAAUCGCAACUCCCCAAGGGCAUGGAAGGCACAAUCGAUAAAAUUGCCGAACUCGAAGGUUUGGGCGCAGCUCCCGGACAAGCUCCCAUGGAUGAUGACACCGGAAAACCUCCUGAAUUUAUCACGACUCCCGCUGAUGCGACAAUUAAUGAAAACUCGUUGGCUCAUUUCGAGUGCAAACUCACGCCAAUUAACGAUCCCUCGAUGCGUGUCGAAUGGUAUCACAAUGGAAAAGCCCUUUGGUCUGGUUCUCGUAUCAAGACUAUCAACGAUUUUGGUUUCGUAAUCCUCGAAAUUGCCGGUUGUUAUCAACGCGAUAGCGGAUUGUACACGUGCAAGGCGACAAAUCGUCAUGGCGAGGCAACCGUUAAUUGCAAACUUGCUGUUAAAGGACGUCAAGGCAUCAUUAUGGAGCCUCAAUUGCCUUCCAGCUUCCGUACAGGCACCGAAGCGAUCCAAAAAUUGGAAGAAACGUUGCAUAAACGCGAAGAAAUCUCCCAAGAUGAGGAACAACCAAAUCCUCCACGCUUCACAGUCGAGCUCAAAGACAACGUUGACAUCCAGGAAGGAGGUCCCGUUCACUUUGAUUGUCGCGUCGAGCCUGUGGGCGAUCCCUCGUUGCGUAUUGAAUGGUUCCACAAUGGUCGUCCAUUCGCAACCGGGUCACGUGUUCACAUGUUGAACGAUUUCGGUUUUAUCGCACUCGACAUGGACUAUGCUUAUGCUCGUGACUCGGGCGUUUACGAAUGUCGCGCCACAAAUAAGUGGGGAACUGCUUCUACCAUGGCAAAGGUCACGUGCAAGUCCAAAGUUGGCAUUGUCACGGAUUCGCAGCUGCCUGAUGGCAUGACUGGCGAGAAAUUGAAGGAAUUGGAACGUGGUCCAAUCUCCGCGGCACCAAAAGAGGAUGCUACUUUCGGUCCUCCGAAGUUUGUGACGUUCUUGUCGGACCAAACUGUCGACGAAAACGGCGCAAUUCGCUUGGAAUGUCGCGUUGAGCCCAAAGAAGAUCCCAAAUUGCGUGUUGAAUGGUACCGCAAUGGAAAAUUAUUGCCUUCGGGACAUCGUUUCCGUACCGUUUACGAUCUUGGCUUCGUUUCGCUUGACAUUUUGUACGUUUAUGCCGAAGAUAGCGGUGAAUAUGUCUGCAAAGCGGUCAAUGAUCACGGAGAAGAUACCACAAAAUCGCAUAUUUCGUGCAAGAAACUCCCCAAUAUCGUUUUGCAGAACCAAAUUCCCAAGGGAAUGCAAAAAUCCGAUACUUUGAUGCAAAUGGAAGCCACCAUCAAGAAAUACACGCAAGAAAUCUUCCUCACCGAAGACGAUUUGUUCGAUCCAGAUCGCAAACAACCGCCGCGUUUCGUUGUUCAAAUUCAAGAUCAAACCAAGUUGCACGAAAUGCAAGCCACGAAAUUCGAAUGUCAAUUGGCUCCGGUUGGCGAUCCGAAUAUGAAGGUCGAAUGGUUCUUCAAUGGACGUCCAUUGCCAUACAAAAAUCGAUUUACGCCAAUUUACGACUUUGGUUAUGUCGCGAUGAACUUUGGAUGGGUCUAUCCGGAGGACAGCGGAGAAUAUCUCUGUCGCGCUACCAAUUUGUACGGCAUGGAUGAAACGCGUGCCGUUAUUAAGACGCAAGGCAAGCCAGGCAUUAUCUAUGACUCGCAAUUGCCCAAAGGCAUGCAAAGUAUGCGCAAGAUUCGCGAGAUGGAAGCGCAAUGGUCACAAGUGCCCGAAGCCCCUGUCGAAGAAGCAAAACCAAAAGCAGCUCCAACUUUCGUCAGCCAUCCCGAUUCCAUCCAAGUCGAGGAAGGUGAAUGGGCUCGUUUCUGUUGUCGCGUCACGGGACAUCCUCGUCCUCGUGUUAUGUGGCUCAUCAAUGGGCACACUGUCGUUAACGGUCAACGUUUCAAACUCACCUACGAUGGCAUGUAUCACUUCGAUAUUCCCAAAACGCGUCAAUAUGACACUGGCAAGAUUGAAGUUAUCGCCCGCAACUCCGUUGGCGAAGCUAUGGCUCGUUGUGAACUCAAGGUUGUCGCCCGUAGCGACGAUUAUCGCAACGUUUUGAAGAACUCGCCACGACCAUGGUACGAUUACGAUCUAGUUCCAUACCAGAAGGAACGUGUCGAAACUGAGCUCGAGAAGACCUUCGAGGAACGCGAGAGAUAUCUCAAGGAGAAAGGCAUCGAGAUCCCGACGGAUCACUUGAAGCCCAAAAACUUCAAGGGAACCGAAACGGAAUGGCAGCAAAUUGUCAAGGAGAAAAAGAGCUCCGAAUAUUACAACAAAAUCGCCGAAAUCGAGUCUGAGCAAAUUGUCAAGGAGCAACGUAAUCGCGAGCAAAAUCAUCAAUACGCGAUUCCCGGAACUCAGAUCUUGAAGGCGACGCAAGCGAAGGACAUGGCUGCCAAAUAUCAACAGCAAUUGGAGGAAACCGAAGAAACGGAAGAAACGAACGCAACUUCAACCACAAAAGUCGUUCAAAAGCCCAAAUUGAAGCCAUCCACGGAAUCUGGCGUUCAUGGUCGCGAAGUGCACGUACAAAAAUCCAAACAAGUGCAAAAAGAAGUGAAAGGCGACAAGGAAAUUACUCGCAAAAUUACCGCAACCGAAACAACUGAGGUCGAACACAAAGGAACAACCUCUGAACGUGUCGUUGAUGGUCCCGUCAAACCUUCGAAACCGCCAGUUUUCACGAAGAAAAUUCAACCAUGCCGCGUGUUCGAGAACGAACCCGCCAAAUUCGAGGUUGAAUUCGACGGCGAUCCAAUUCCCAAAGUAAAAUGGUUCCGCGAAAAGUUCCAAAUCCACAACUCGAAGGACUUCCAAAUCCACACGUUCGGCACGAAGAGCGUUUUGCAAAUCCGUCAAGUUUUCCUCGAAGAUUCGGCAGUUUUUGCCGUUGUCGCCGAGAAUCGUGGCGGAUCUGCCAAGUGCAGUGCUAAUCUCGUUGUCGAACAACGUCGUGCAGGAGGUGCUGGAGGCAAAAUUCCCCCAAGUUUCGUCAGCACGACACAAGAUACGACAAUUCCCGCUGGACAAUUGGCUCGUUUCGAUGCCCGCAUCACAGGAACGAAGCCUCUCGAUGUCUAUUGGUUGAAGAAUGGCAAGAAAGUCACGCCAAAUAUCAAAUAUAAGAUUUUGGAGGAACAAGAUACGUACACGUUGCUCAUUAUCGAGGCCUAUCAAGAAGAUGCCGGCAAAUAUGAGUGCGUUGCAGUCAAUAGUUUAGGCGAGGCACGUUGCGAAGCAGUUUGUAAUGUCGAAGCACCAACAUCUCCGACGAAAGAUAAGCCAACAACACCCGGAAAGGAAACUGCCCCGAAAAUUCUCGAGCCAAUUAAGGAUCAAAAGGUCUCCGAAGGUCAACCGACUUUCUUCAAGACGCGCGUUUCCGGCAAACCCGCACCCACAGCGCAAUGGUACAAGGGCGACAAAGUCAUCAAACCCUCAAAAUACUUCCAAAUGUUGAAGGAUCGCGAAUAUUACACCCUCAAAAUCUCCGAGGCCUUCCCCGAAGACGAAGGAUCUUACAAAUGUGUCUUGACAAACCCCGCGGGAACCGUUAACACGACCGCCACGUUGAAAGUUGUCGCUCCCGAGACAUCAGAUGCUCUGCCAAAAUUGACGCCAUUGAAGGAUGUCACGUGCGAAGAAGGAAGUCCAGCGCAAUUCAAAACCAUGAUCACGGCAAAGUCAAAAGUUUCCGUGCAAUGGUACCGCAAUGGACUUCUGAUCCCCGAAUCGCCCGAUUUCCAGAUGAUCUUGGAAGGCAAUAAUGCCGUUCUCUUAAUUGCCACGACAUACGAAGAGGAUUCCGGUAAAUUUACAUGCCGAGUCACGACAUCCGCUGGCCAAGUUGAGUCCUCAGCCAAUUUGCUUGUCAAAAAACGUCGUAAGGCUUCCCGUCGUCUCGUUUUAACAGACGGUCAAGAGGUUACGCCAGACCAGCAGAAAAAUGGCGAAAAGCCGAAAUCACAAGGAGCGCCAGGUACCCAUGAUGACAACAACAAUACUGGCUUCGAUAGCUCCGAAUACACGGAAGAGAGUGAGAUAGACACGGAAUUCGUGCCACAAGGUGACGAAAGUCUCCCAUGGCGUCGUUCACGUUCACGCCAAGCCCCGUGGAAACGCAGAGCAUCACGCGACCGAUCCGCGCAACGAGAUCGUUCCCUAUCCUCAGGGCGUCAAGAAGUCAAACCAUGGACCGAGGAAGCUGUAAAACUGAAAAAAGCUCCCGUUAUCCAGAAGGAAGUGCGAAGAGAGAGCAUUCCAACGGUCGAAUUGAAGCCGAGUCAAACGGUGAAGCGUGAAAUUCCUCGCGAAAAGUUGGAAAGUGUGCAGCUGAGACGUGUCUCGAUCGACCAAAAAGUUGACGAACUGAGACAAGAAGAAAUUGAGGAAAAACACACGGAUGACGUUUCAAUUUUGGAAAUUACGCAACAAAUUGACGAACUUAUCAGGAAAGACAUUGAGACUGGAAAGCAAUAUAAAGACAUGCGACAAGACACGGACGAAACUACAUUACUUAAAGUUGACAAACGAACCGACGUUGAGGAAACUGACUUGACAAAGACUAAAGAAGAAGCUGUACCAUGGAAAAGAGGACCCAAAUCACGAGACACGUCUCUUGAUAAACGCCAACAUACCGAAGACUCGUCGUUGCUCGAUGUCAAAAAACGUGAAGAUGUCACGGAAGAAAGCAAAGAACAGCCAGUGCCAUGGAAACGAGGACCUAAGCCACGAGAUACUUCCCUCGACAAAAAAUCUCAUACAGAAGACACGACUUUGCUUGAUGUCAAACAAGAAGAAACUACGACUGAGGAGACACAAGAAGCAGCAGUUCCAUGGAAACGAGGCCCACGAUCUCGAUCACGUGAUAUUUCCGCUGAUAGAUCUCGCGAAGAACCCGUUCCAUGGAAUCAGCAACCAGUGAAGCUGCGCCCGUCUGUGAGACAACCCAAGCAAAUCGAGAAAGAAACCAUUGAAGCGGUUGAAUUGAAACCCACGAAAAUUGUGAAGCAAGAAGUUGAGAAGGAAACGCUCGAACAAGUCGAUUUGAAACGUCACAAAGUUGAAAAGACUGAGGAAACGCAACAAUCAGAACAAUAUCAAACUACGGAGGAUUCAACUUUGUUGGAUGUUCGUAAGAGAACUGAGGAAGAAGAAAAAACCGAGGAGAAAGCAGUUCCAUGGAAAAGAGGACAGAGACCCAGAGACACUUCAUUGGACAAGAAAUCUCACACAGAAGACACGACAUUGUUGGAUGUGAGACAAAAAGAAGAGGAAAGUGUCCAACAAAAGCCUGAAGAAACUGCUGUGCCAUGGAAACGAGGACCAAAGCCAAAGAAACCUGAAGAAGAAACAAUCACUCAUGUCGAGGAUCAAACUUUGUUGGAUGUCAAACAGGAGGAAACUGUUGAAGCAGUUGAAAAACGUAAGAUCAAGAAGAUCGUAAAGGUAAAGAAACCACAAGACAAAGAAACAACUUCACACGAAGAAGAUAGCACUUUACUAGAUGUUGAGACGACACAAGAAGAAGAAACUCCAGUUGUGCCAGAAGAAACUCCCGUUUCAUGGCGUCGUGGUCCUAAAAAACAACCUUCGGAAAAAACUGAAAAGCCAACCGAAGAAAAGGUUGAACCUCUCGAAGAAGACAAACCCAUUGAAGAAGAACCAUUUGUUGUCGAAGAACUUCCUGAAAAAGUUCAAAUCGUUGAAACCAAAACACAAGAAGGCACUGUCUCGAAACAGGUUAUCAAGAAACGCGUAAUUCGCAAGACGAAACCUAAAAAGCAAGAAAUUACUGAGAUCAUCAGUAAACAAGUCGACGAAGAUUUGCCCGUUCACUUUGUGUCUGUGACUGAGCUUCCUCUCGACGAGAACUUGGAGAUGCUGAAGGCGUUCGAGGAACAACCCGAUACUGCUGUAGUUGUCGAGGAGUUGCCCGAACAAGUUCGUGUGAUUCAAGUUCAGACUCAAGAGGGACCAAAGAAACAGACAAUUAAGAAACGAGUGAUCAAGAAGAAGCAAGGUCGACGUGAAUCCAUCACAGAAAUCGUUACGAAGCAAGUAGAAGGAAAAGCUCCUGUUACUUCGAUAACGGUUACAGAGACAGACUUGCCCUUGGAGGAAACAGAUGCUUUUAAACCGUUCAGCGGUAAAAAAGCCAAAGCUCAAGUCGUUGUCGAAGAAUUGCCUGAACAUGUGCAAAUCUUUGAAGGACCUAAAACAUUCGAAGGACCUGAACAACGCACAGUUAUCAAGAAACGCGUUAUUAAGAAACACAAAGGACCCAAGAAACAUGAAGAAACAGAAAUCAUCAUGAAACAAGUUGACAAUCAAACGCCUGAAACGGUUGUUACUGUCAGUCACAUUGAAGAAAUUAUUGACGAAACUACACAACCAUUGAAACCAUUCGAGGAGCUCUUUGAUAAGGCAAAGACACGCAAGACUAGCCUUCAAUAUGGAACAGCGGAAGAACAUCAACCACAAUUGCUCCAAGAGUUUGUAAGACGCUCCAGCAUUGUGAAAGAAGUCACCAAACCAGAAAUCGAAGAAGUCACAGAAGUUCACUUGGAAGACGACAAACCAGUUAAAAAGACUGUCAAACGUCGCGUAUCGAAGAAAAAGCGUUUGUCUGUCGAUGAAACGAAAGAAAUUGUCGCACCAAUUGAAUCUGUUACACUUCUCGAUGAAGAAACAUUGAGUCCAUUUGAACAGCACGAAACUGUGACAGAAAUUGCUCAAACAACGGAAGAGCAACCUGUCGCAUGGAAACGUGGACCAAAGAAAGCCAAACCUGUCGUUGACGAUGUUGAAAAGAAACCCGAAGAUGGUAACGUUCCAUGGAUUGACGCGCCAUCUCGUUUGAAACCUACUAUUCGUCAACAAAAGCCAAUCGAACGUGAAAAGCUCGAAGAAGUUGAAUUGAAACCUUCAAAGGUUCGUAAGUCGAGCGUUGAUCGUGAGGCGUUGGAAGAUGUUUCGUUGAAACCCGUUUCAAAGGACGUCAUUGAGCAAUCGCAAGUUGCGGAAGUUGCUGAAAUCGAACAAGAACAAGUUGAAACGGAAAAACGAAAGAUCAAGAAGAUUGUUAAGGUUAAGAAACCUAAAGACAAGGAAACUGUUGAAGACGUCGAAGAUGAUGCUCGAUUGGAGGUUGAGCAAACGGAAGAGAAACAACCUGAGACAGAACAAAUUGAAACAAUAGAAGAGUUGCCGGAAAAAGUUCAAGUAGUCGAAACAACCUCUGUAGAUGGCACAACGGUAAAACAAGUUAUCAAGAAGCGAACCAUCAAAAAGCGUAAGGGAAAGAAGCAAGAAGUAACAGAAAUUGUUACCAAGGAACAAGAUGAUCAAGCUCCAGUUACAAGUGUAACAGUUGUCGAAUCUGACGUUGAUGAGGCAUCUUCACCAAUUACGCCAUUCAAAGAAACAUUAGAGAAACCUCAGACUAUUGAAGAAAUUCCGGAAGAAAUUCAAGUAACUGAAGUCAAGACUCCUGAAGGACCAAAGAAAGUUGUAACCAAGAAACGAGUUAUCAAAAAGAAAACAGGAAGAAAAGAAACAGUCACCGAAAUUGUUACUCAACAAGCUGAAGGAGAAGCUCCGGUAACAACUGUUGAAGUUAUAGAGACAGUCGUUCCUCAAGAAUUAACUUUAAAUAUUGUUGAGGAAAAACUUGCCGAAGAAAUUGUUGAGCUUCCUGAACGUAUUCAAGUCAUUGAGACUCCAACUGAAGAUGGAAAAACUAAGAAAACGAUCGUUAAGAAACGUACCAUCAAGAAGAAGAAAGGCAAGAAAGAAGAAAUCACUGAAAUUUUGACCAAACAAGAAGAAGGAAAAGCUCCUGAGACUCUUGUUACUUUCAGUGAAGUGCAAGAAACUCUUCCAGGAGAAACUGUUGAAGAGAUAAAGCCACAAGAAGAAGCAAAACCAGAAAAAUCUGAAUUACUUGUUGAAUUUAAUAAGAAAUCAGCUGCUCCAGAUGCUGAAAAGCCAGAAGAGCAAGUAACAGAGGUAAUAAUGGAAGAUGGCAAACCAAAGAAGAAAGUUUCUAAACGACGUGUAACAAAGAAAAAGCUUACGCCAGAAGAAGAAAAUAUUAAACGACUACUUGAACUUGAAGUUUCAAAAACGCCACUUGAAGACUAUGAAAAGACUCAAAUGCCAGAAAAAGAACAACCUGAGGAGUCUGCUCCGGAAGAAGCUGUGCCAUGGAAGCGUGGACCAAAGAAACAAAAACCAGUGCCUGAACAACCUGAAGAGAAACAAUGGCCUACUGGUAAACGUCGUCCAAAACCAGACGAGGAAACAGAAGAUAUUUCGCUUAAACCGAUUCCAAAGCCAAAGAAACAACCAAAAGAAAAACCAGAAAAAGAUGUCAAAGGACCGAAGUUUAUUCCUCAAGAGAUUGAAAUGCCUGAAAAGGAAAAAUCUGAAGAACCAACACCUGAACAACCAACUCCAUGGAAACGAGGUCCGAAGAAGCAAAAACCUGCUCCUGAACAACCUGAAGAGAAGCAAUGGCCAACAGGCAAACGUCGUCCAAAGCCUGAAGAAGAAGAGGAAGAUUUGAAUCUUAAACCUAUUCCAAAACCCAAAAAGGAACCUGAACCAAAGCCUGAGAAAGAUGUUGAAGGACCUGCAUUCAAACCACAUGACUUCCCAGAGACCGAAUACUUGGCGAAACCCAAACCAGAGGAAACAGUCGAAGAACCAAUUCCAUGGAAACGAGGUCCAAAGAAACCAAAACCUGCUCCAGAAGAGCCUGAAGAGAAACAAUGGCCUACUGGAAAACGUCGUCCCAAACCAGAAGAAGAACAAGACGAUAUCAAACUCAAGCCAAUCCCAAAACCCAAAAAGGAGCCCGAAGAAAAGCCUGAAUCUGAUGAUGAAGGACCCAAAUUCACUCCUCAUGACUUCCCUGGCGAUCAACCUGAGAAACAAAAACCAAAGAAGAAGAUCAAGGUGAAGAAGCCCAAACAUCGCGAUGGAGUAACAAUCGAGGAAGUCUCUGAUGACUUACCCGACGAUAUUAUUCCUGAAAGUGACACUGCAGCAAUUAUCAUUGAAGAAAGUGAACCUAUGGAAGUUACAGAAGGAUCUGCAAUGGAGGAAACAACUCCGAUGAAGAAGAAGAAACGUCCUGCUCCAUUGAAGCUAGAUUUGGAGGAGAUCAUGAAACCACAAGAACGCGUCUUUAUCACGGAAGAAGAAGUUCUCCAAGCAGAAGCUGAGGUAAAGAAACCAAAGAAGACAAAGAAAAAGCAUGUCGUGAUUCGCGAAGAGCUUAAUACGAUUGAAUACAAAUCCGAUACUUCUGUCGAAGAAAGUGAAGAAGAAGUUAGUAAGACAACUGUUACACUUAAACAACCUGAAACAGCGAAACCUGUCCCACAACCUGUCGAACACACCGCUGUCGAAGAAGAAGAUGUUGUAUUCCAAAAAGAGACUCAAAUCAAGACAAAAGCUAAAGUUGUCAAGAAGGAAAAGAAACGCAUUCACAUCGAGGAUCGUCAACCAUUCCCCGAGUUGGAACUCAUCACAGAGAAACGCGUUGGUCAAGACGUCGUCGAAAAAUAUCCCGACGAAAACGUUCUCGAUGACGAAGCUGUUCAGGAAUUGCAUGAAACUCGUAUUGAAGAAGUUAAAGCUCUCAAGAAGAAGAUCAAGGAAUCUCGUGUCACGAUUAUGCCUCCACGGUUCAUUGAGAAAUUACAACCUGCCAUCACAGAAAAGGAUCAACCUGUCUUGUUAACUUGUAAAGUUGAAGGAACUCCUUUCCCGAACAUCACUUGGUUCUUCAACGAUACCGAGUUAUUCGCUUCUGAACAUUACAGUAUGACCGUAGUAGAGAACGUUGCGACAUUAGAAAUCGCCAAGGCAACGCCGCAAGAUGUCGGAAUCUACACGUGUCAAGCGAAGAAUGAAGGCGGUGUUGCAACUACUCGUACAAAUGUGAUCGUACAAGAACCAGAAGAAGUUGGAGUUGCUCCAUCUUUCAUUACUCCAUUGAAGAUUGAAGUUCCCGAAGACAAAGACAAGGCAAAGGUAACGUGUCAAGUACAUGGCAUCCCACAACCUACUGUCAAAUGGUACAAAGAAGACGUUGAAAUCGUCAAUUGUGAAGAGACAGUUAUCUUGUAUGACGAAGAAACGGGACAUACUGUUCUUGAAGUUACCAAUCCCGAGAAGAAUCGUCCUAUUGUGUAUACCAUUGAAGCUGAAAACAAGUUCGGAAGAGCAAUUGGUCGUGCAAAUGUCUUUAUCCAAGAACAUCUCAUCGAAAAGAAACCCGAAAAGCUCAAGGCACCAAAGAUCAUCACGCCAUUACGAGCUCAAAUUGUCAAAACUGGUUCUACGUUGAUCUUCGACUGCAAAUACGAAGGUUUACCUCAACCAACUGUCAAAUGGUACAAGAACGGCAAAGAAAUCAAGGUUGAAGAGGAAGAAGAUGUCACUAUCAUCACGGAAGAAUAUCGCAGUCGCUUGGAGAUUCGCAACGUAAACCGCAAGAGAACCGGAAAAUACGAAAUUGUAGCUACCAACAAGGCUGGCGAAGCAAAAUCAUCCGGAUCUGUUGUCGUAUCUGACACGAAAGAUGAACAAGUGAAGGCACCACGCUUCAUUAAGCCUCUAACACCAAAAGUUGUGGCUGAAAAUGAAGUUGUCAUCCUUGAAGCUACUGUUGAAUCAUAUCCAACUUCAUCCUUCCAAUGGUAUUACCAUCAAACUCCGAUAAAAUCAUGUAACGAAACCAGAAUCGUUACAAAUGACAACAAAUCAACUUUGGUUAUUGAACAAUUCACGAAGAAAGCAUCCGGAGCAUAUACAUGUCGCGCCGAAAACGUCGCUGGAUCUGUCACAUCAACUGCCACAAUUGAAGUUCUCGAGGAAGUUCACAUGGAAGAAGUGACAGAAUUCACAUCGCCACGUUUCGUCGAAAAAAUCAAACCAACUCGUGUCAUGGACGGCGAAAAACUUGUUCUUUCAUGUCAAGUUCGCGCUGUUCCAACACCCAAAAUUCAAUGGUUGCAUAACGAUGUGGUCAUUAACGAAGCGAAACACGUUCAACUGGAGCAAGAUACAACUGGCGUAUGUACGUUGAUCAUUCCCGAAGUGUUCCCCGAAAAUGCGGGCGAGUACACGUGCGUCGCCGAGAACAAACUUGGCAAAGCUGUUUGCAAAACUACAGUGAUUGUCGAGGCAUUUGAGUAUAUUCCCGAUUCUGAGAUCACAAGUCAAACGCAAGAUGCGGAGGAAGAUCAUACGGAAGACGACACUUUGGCAGAAUUUGCUCCAAAGAUCGUCAAAGAACUACCAAAAGUAGUCGAAACGACAGACAAGCAACUCACAAAGCUCGAAGUUAAGGUAAUUGGUCAACCAAAACCGGAAGUAAAAUGGUUGAAAGCUGGUGCGGAAAUUAUUCCAUCAGAAGAUUAUCAAAUAUUUAACUUUGAUGAUGGCACGUCAGUUUUGGUUAUCAAUGACGUUUAUCCAGAUGAUGCUGGAGAAAUUACUUUCGAGGCUUAUAACGCCCUUGGCGUAGCAGUAACGACCACAGAACUCAGUGUUCAAGAAAUCGUUGGCACCAAAGAUUAUCGCAAGCCAGAGUGGGUAACACACAUGGAAGAAAUGCAAGAGGCACUACAAGAAACUAAACGAGACGAAGUAGUAGAAGAAUCAACAACGACAACGAAGAAACGAAUUUCGAAAGCAAAAGUAGUUAAAAAGAAGCAAGAAGACGUAGUUGUAGUAGAAGAGGUCCAAAAACGCGUGAAAGAAGGCGAAGAUGAAGAAGAAAUCGAAGAAGAAUUACGCAAAAAACAAUUAUUAGAAAUUAAGAUUAAACUUAAGUCCGUUAAACCCGUACACGAAGAAGUUCCCGAAGAGGCAACUGGCGAAUUUGACACCGACGAGUUCACAAAGCAGAAAUCCUUGCCCUUAACCAUCGCCUCGGAGCGAAAUGAGUCCACAGUACAAGCUUCAGUCUCCUCUAUCGUGCCCGAGAAAGCAACCGACUCAAAAGCGAGCGUUGAAUUUAUCCCACAGCGCCCUCUACAGGUACAAGAAACGCAAUCGCAGGACAAAGAAGAGUCAAAUAUCGUCUUUGACGCUUCCAAACUGCUUCAGACACCAAGUCAGAGUCUUGCGGGUGUCAACCAAGGCGUUGAAGUAUCCGAAGUUGACUUGAAACAAACGUCAGAUACCUUAAAUGUUGAUGCGCCCCAACAAACAAAGGCAAAAUCGGAAGUUGUGUCAGUUUUAUUACAAGCUGCACAAACCCAACGCACAGAAACGCACGAAAUGGAGACCAAAUUAGGUGAAUUUACGCAACAACAGGAAAUGGCAAGCACGAAAUUCGUCACGCAUGAUGCCACGGUCACGAUUGAGACGAUGACAAGUGAUAAAGAGGCGAAAUUGCCGGGCAAGGAACAACCAAUAGUGUCACAAGCCACGGAAAAGGUCUUGCAAAAGCAAGGAGUUCAGGUUACAGAAACGCUCCAUCAUGAAUCUGAAGUUUCGUACAAUUCGGAGGAGUUCAAUAAAGUACAGCCCAAAUAUACGGUCAAGCCGCACGAAGUGAUCGAAGAAAGUGAGGUUAUAACGGCAGAUCAGCCCGGCAAAUAUACGCCUGAGUUGAUUGUCGCCACGGAAAUUGCACGUAAAGAUAUCGUUCCCGUACACGGACUCAUAACACAAGAAACGAAUGUGUCAGAACUCGAAGACACGUACACGGCAGCACGUGCACCACAAACCGAAACGGCAGAAUUCUCCAUUAAAACGAAACAAUCAUACACAAUACAAGAGACACUGACACAAGAGUCGGAAGCAGACUUGUUUACGCAGGCAUUACCGGGCGUUUCGCAAGCGGUCGAUGCGGUUCGCGUGCAAGAAAGUCUUACCGCGAGUACGGUGCAAGCGCAAAGUCCCGUCGAUGAACUUGCGGUAUCGCCAUUUGACGUUAAAAACGUCAAUGUCACUGUCGACGAACGUAUUCCCGUGAUUUCAUCUGAAACGGAGGUCAUUGAAACCGAAAAUCUCCUUGAAACACAAAAACUGGAACAAGGUAAACAAGCAACAGUUAAUGUUAGUACACUUUCUGUCGGAGAACAAAACAUCCAAGAUUUGGCAGAAAAAGAAGAAGAAUAUGACGGAAAACUCCCGCUUCCAACUGUUCAAGCUAAAUCCUUGACAGAUACCUUGCAAAAUAUCGCAGUUGAAGAACAAACAAUCCUCGAUACUUCAAACACUUUCGAACGAGGCGAAUUCAAAACCGAAUCAGCUCAAAUUGGGUUAACCUUACAAUCGAGUAUGGCAAUUGAAACCACUCAUCCUCAUGAAAAAGAAUCAGAUUUGGUCUUAAAAUCAUCAGAAACGAAAGCUCUCGCUGAAAAAUCCAUCACGGAACAUCCAUCCGUUGAAGUUACUGCUCAAGAAGUUGUCGAAUCAGAGAAAGAAUUCACUGGAAAGCUUCCCAUGAACGUUCAACAAGCGAAACAAGCUCAAAAUGAGGCUCUUCGUACCGUCUUGAAAGAAGAAGUGACUUUGUCUGAAGCUGCUUCUUCACUCGAAGAGGAGAAACCUUCAGAUGCAAAGGCUAAAGUUCAAUCUGAUGAGGUACAAUCCUCGAUUAUUCAAGAAACAGUAACUUUAGAUACUUUCAAAGAAUAUGAAGAACAGGAGAAACCACUAAAAGCUGAAGCUGAUGUCGCGAUGCAAGUUCAGAAAGAAUCCAUUACAGUUUCCAUUGCGCAUAGCGAUAUGCGUGAAGAGGAAGCUGACUUUGCAUUUACCAAAGCGGAAGCUCGUCCUGAUUUCGUUCCGCAUCGAACGCCAGUUCAGCUUGAACAUGUAACUGCUGAUGUCUAUGAAAUGGCGGAACAAGGCGAAAUUAUGCCCACGAAGAAGGCAAAGACGUUACAAGAAGCUUUUGAAGCAGCGCAAGUUGAACAUGUGGAAGUCGGCGAAUGCGAAUCUGAAUUCCUUCGACCUGAUAGUCCGGAAAAGAAACAAGGAUCUGUCAGUUAUGACGGGUUAAAGACCCCGAUCAGUUCAGAAACUGUCACUAAUGAGGCAGGAGACUUACUUAAAAUACCAAAACCUGAAGAGAAAAAUGUACAAACAACACUUCAACCUUUGGAAUCAGUUCAAGUUAAUCUCGUUGAAGCUUCCGUUCGCGAAGAAAUCCUUCCCGGAUAUGAACAACCAAAGUCCGUAACAGCUUCAGGAAAUAUUUCAGAACUUUUUGUAUCACAAAAGCAAGAAACUCUCGUUGCCAGUAGCACAGGUGAGUUGGAAGAGUUCAAACCAACUUCUGAUACGGGAGUUUCGGCGAUCACAGGAAUGGAGCACAAAGCACCCGAAAUGCAUGAAACACUUACGAUGCAAAGUGUUGGUCAAGUACCAAUUGAUGAAAACACAGAACGCAAUGCCACGGGCGAAAUAAUCCCAAUUGAAGUGAUUUCCAAACUUGAAACUGUCACAGGAGAACAUUUCCAACAACUGCCUGAACUUGAAAAAGACACAAAAACUGCUGAAGUUCAUCAAUCAUACGUCGAAAGUGCCCAAAUUCAAGAAGUUUUAUUGCACGAUCGCGAAUCUGAAUUCGCACGUCCUUCAAGUCCCGAAAAGAAACAAGGAUUUGUCAACUUUGAAGCACUUGAAGCGGCAAAGAAGCAAGAAAAUGUCGUCGUUGAGAACUUUGAACAACUUGAAAUUGAGAAACCCGAAGGUCGUUUAGCGGAAAUUGCUCAAUCGACGCACGAUGCAUUGCAAGUGCACGAAACGACAGCAGCUUCAAAGGAAUCUACGUUGAAAGAAGAUGAAAAGCCAAAGACAGUUCAAGCUGCUGAAGAACUUAAUGAAAUUGUUCCUUUACAGAGCAUGGAAGUUUAUGCUCAAAGUGGCACCGAAGAGAUGCCCAAGUUCGAAAAAGCACUUGAAAAUGCCGGAGAACAACGAAUUUUGGUAGAUUAUAAGGUUCCGCAUACGCAAGAAGUUGUUGUCGGUGACAGUUUAGGCAAAGUCGAUGACCUAACCUUAAAUGAACAGAAAGCAACUUCAGAUUUUUCGGAAGUUACAGUACCCUUGAAGUCUGAAAACGUGAAAUUAGAGCAUUUUGCGACACUUGAGACUGAAAAACCAGAAGAUCGACAAGCGGAAGUUGUUCAAACGUAUCAAGAAAGUAUCGAACAACGUCAAGAUUUUGUUGGUGAAUCGGAAAAAACGUAUGAACAAGCGACACAAGAGUUCAAACAAGGCAGUGUUUCGUAUGAGGCAUUAAAAACUGCUGUAAAAUCCGAAACUGUUACCUCAGACAAUGUUGAACAACUUGAAGUUACUGUGCCGGAACCUAAACAAAGUGUGACUUCACAAAUCCCACAUGAAGCUUUAGCUGUUGAUGUGGUUGAAACAGGACAAAAAGAGACAGAACUUGCUGCUCAAGAUAAACCUAAAGAAUUUACUGCCUCAAAAACUUUCGAAGAACUUCAAAUCAGCUCGAAAUCCGAAACUCUUGUACAAGAUAGUACGAAAGAUUUGGCAGCAUUAGAAUUCAAUACGGAAGUUUCACAGCAAAAACCCGUCGAAGUAGAUCACAAAAUCGCAGAUAAGCAAGAAGUGGUUGUUGUUGACACCGUUGGCAAAGUUGAUGAGUUCUCGUAUUCAAUGCAAAAGGCAACUAGCGAAUAUUCAGACUUACGAGCGCCUGUUAGUGAGAUCACCCAUGCUGAUGAUCACUUAAAAGACAUUCAACCAGAGGAAGUUAAACCAAAACAAGCUGAAAUUUCACACGCAUUAAUCGAAGGAAAAGAAAUUUCUGAGACUUUAAUUCACGAAAGUGAACGACAAUUCACUGACAAACUCGAAUUCGACACAAAAACUGCUGAAAAAACAAUUGAUAUGCUCAAUACUUCGUUAAAAUCGGAAGUUGUAGUCGGCGAAGGAUUCGAAGAGCUUGAAACAAUUGUUCCGGAAACGAAAACUUCUACUUUGGAACAGAUCCCGUUACAAGCAGUAACAGUCGAGAGCACAGAAACAGCCAACAAAGAGUCAAAUUUGAAAGAUUUCGAACGUCCUAAGGAAGUAACAGCCUUCAAAUCAGUAGAUGGGGAGCUUGUGAUACCCGUGAAGCAUGAAACGCAUGAACUUCAGUCGACUACUGAUUUCGCAGAUGAACAAGCGAAGUUGGUACAAGGUACCCAAAAGACUUCUGAGGUUGAACACAAAGUUACGACAACAUCUGAGAUCAUCACGGGCGAUGCUACAGGCAAAAUUGAUGAAUUUACGUUGGAUCUACAAAAAGCAAUGCCUGAAUACAGCGAUUUACGAGCGCCACAAACGAUGGAAACAGUAGUUGAAGAUAGUGUUGCUACCGUAACGGUUCAAGAAACGGAACAUAGAACUGCGGAAGUGUCUCAAACCUUCGUUGAAGGAGUUGUUAUCCAAGAAAAUCUCGUGCAUGAACAAGAAAAACCUUAUGAAGGCAUGCCAGAAUUCGAAACAAAGACAGGACAAGUAUCUUAUGAAGCUCUAAAGACAGCUGUCAAAGCUGAACCUUUAACUUCAGAAAAUACGGAAGAUUUGCAAAUCCUUCAACCGGAAGAGAAACUUCCUUCUGUCACGCAAUUAGAACAAGAAGCUGUCGGAAUUCAGGAAACUGUUGUAUCUGAAAAGGAAAAGCUUGGUUUGGAUUCAUUGGAAAAACCGAAGGAAUAUCAGGCGACGCCUAAUUUCGAUGAACUUGUAUUGCCGCAACAAUCCGAGGUGAUUGCUCAUUCAGGAACGACUGAUCUGGAAAUACCUGAAGUAAAAACGCAAGUUAGUCAAGUAAAAUCUACUGAUAUUGAGCUCAAGACUCCAUCAGCGAUGAAGCCUCAAACCAUGGAAACUAUCGGAAAAGUUGAAGAUUUGACUUACGAAACGAAGGUUGCUCAACCAGAAGUUGAAGAAAUGUCCAUCGCCUCAACUGCACAAGAUCAGGUCCUCGAUCAACCUCAAACUUUGGAAGAAUCUGCUCCAGAUAUGAAACAAGCCUCGACAACUCAAGAUCAAAUCCACACAAUGCAAGUUCACGAAGUCGUAAUUGGCGAAAGUGAAGGCGAUUUCCUCACCGAAGGCGUUACUCCGGCAGAGAAAAGUACUUCGGUCAACUUUGAUGUUCUCAAAACGGCGGUUCAUUCUGAAACUACCAUCGUUGAUAAUGUUGCCGGAUUUAAAACAGACGAGACGGAACAUCGUAAUGCUCUUGCCACGCAAGAUUUAAUUGAAGCAACGCAAGUUCAUGAAGUCACAUUGGGUGCAAAAGAGACAGAAUUAGCACCCGAUGAUGCGCCAAAAGAGUACAAAGCUCAACCGCAAAUAAAUGAAAUGGUUUUGCCGGAACAGAGUGAGGUUAUUGUUCAAAGUAGCGCCGGUAAUGUCGUACACGAAGAAACAAAACACGAAACUAUUCACGAAAAAUUAAUGGACAUUGAAUUCAAAAUACCAUCUGCACAAGAAAUUGUCACAGGUGAGUCCUUGGGUAUUGUUGACACGAUAAAAUACGAGACACAAACGGCAUCCGCCGACAUUUUACAACGUCUCCAAGCGCCAACCACACAAGAAACCAUCGCACUCGAGUCAAACGCUCUCCAAGAACACCAACCCCAAACAGAAGGGCGUCAAGCCACCACAGUUCAGUCCCUCAUUGAACCCGUUCAAAUUCACGAAGUGACGCCACACGAAAGCGAAAACAAAUUUGACACGGAAAAAACAGACACGAAACAAGGCAUUGUCUCCUUCGAAGAAUUCAAAACUUCCGUAACACAAGAAACAAUCACGGGAGACACUGCGACCCAUUUGGAGGUCGAAGGUAAACAAGAAACGACACCAAAUAUCACACAAAUACCACACGAAGCGAUGGUCGUUUCCGAUGUCACGGUCCAAAGUAGCGAAGGAACCUUUGUGCCUGAGGAAAAGCCGAAAGAACGCACUGCACAGCCAGGUUUCGAUGAAUUGACGGUUCCGCAAGUCGGAGAAACUGUUGUCGGAAGCAGUGCGGGAGAGUUUGAAGCUCCUGCAGCUGCUCCGAUGGCGACUUUGACACAAAAACCCGUAGAUGUAGACUUGAAAAUCCCAAAUACGACACAAAUUAUCCCAAUUGACAGUCACGGGGUACACGAAGACUUCACAUACACAGAACAAACAGCGGCAGAACUCACAGAUAAACACCCGGCGAUCCCAAUUCAAACCUCGGAGGUACAACCGAUCGACCAUUCGGAGAAUUUAUCCGACGAAAAGUUGGAUGAAAAGACUGCGAAUGUCGUUCAAACGUUCAAAGAGCAUUUAGGAGUGACCCAAGUUGAGUCACUUGUCUCCGAAGACAUUUUGCAAGUCAAAGAAGCGCCCGAAGAAAAAACUGCGAACCAAACUUUAGACAAAGCCUUGAAAACUCCCUUGAAAUCUGAGGUUUUAACACAAGACACUGUCGGGGAAAUCGCUCCCGAGUCAAAUGACACAAAAACUGCGACGUUAAAGACUGAUUCUGGUCUCUUAACGUCCGUAAAGGAGCAAAUUUUACCCCAAGACACGUUCGGUUCGUUGCAAGAUUUCAAACCAACAGAAGAGUUGGCCAAUCAAAAGCAUGUCGAACACGAACCAAUCAUCACACACGAACAAACAAUCAUAAAUCAAGAAGGUAUUUUGCCCGAAGAACGCAAACCUGAUACAUUUAAUGCCCAACCCGCCAUUGAUUCGAUGCCCCAUGCGCUUGCUUCUGAAACAAUUGUGCAAGAUUCCACGGGAAAAUUCGCAGAACACGUUCCCGUAGCAGAAGAAGCGACUGUCAAACAAUCCGAAGUCCCCCAUAAAGUCCCCCAAAGCACAGAAGCCCAAAUCCACGAAUGCGUCGAUACGUUCGGCGAAACAAUUCCCGCACAAGAUAUCGCCCAACCAGACGUCAUUAAGCUCAGUGCACCCCAAAUACACGAAACUAUGGUACAAGAACAGACGGAAACGCUCGAAACGCCCACUGUGGCAGACAAAAAGGCACAAAAAACACAAUCUUUACACGAAAAUUUACAAAUUACAGAAGUUGUCUCACACGAAAGUGAAAAUUUAUUAACGACCGAGACACGACCCGAUACGAAAAAGGCUGAAACGACCUAUGAUGCCCUUCGUACCCCGGUGAAAUCGGAAACUUUAACGAGUGAUUCAAUUGCAGAAACGUCAGAAAUGAAGCCGAAAGAGGAAAUAGCAACAAAAACUCAACUCACAUCCGAAGCUUUGGAAGUCCAAAUGGUAGAAACGGGAGCUAAAGAAGGCGAAUUUGCAGCUGGAGAGUUGCCAAAUGCAGGAAAUGCUGUUAAAACCAUCGAUUCGAAGCUGACAACGGCUUUGAAGGAAGAAAUAAUUGACGCUGCUCAUGCAGAUGAACUUCUUAUCCCUCAACCGGAGACAAAAACCCCGCAAGAAAGUGUCAUUGACACGCAAUUUAAGACCCCGGAGGCGCAGGAAACGCUCGUACAUGAAUGCGCCGAAGAAUUUUCCGAACUGAAACCCAUGGAAGAUACGGCAACGAUGACUUUCGACACUGUCAAAGCCGCAAUUGUCCAAGAAAGUGUCGUUAACGAAGGCACCGACGGCUUUUAUGAGUUAGAUACGACAGGAAAACAGGCAAUUUUAACCACUGACGAAGCGCAAAGUGCUCAAGUUCAACAAAACAUCGCUUUAGAUAGCGCCAAGGAACUGCAAAAAGACGAAAAACCCGAAGAAAAGACCGCGGGAAGUACUUAUGAUAUGCUCAAAGCAGGCGUAAAGACAGAAAUUCUCACUUCUGAAACGACAGACAACGUCGAAACGCCCCGCAUGAAAGAAGAAACAGUCAAAGAGUUUACCCAAGUUCCAUUUGAAGCGCUUACAGUGCACGCUACUGAAGUAAUUGACAAAGAAUCGAAUUUAUCGGAUUUCAAACAACCGACAAGUGUUCAAGCGCAAAAGGCAAUUUCCGAAAUGAAUGUUCCGGAAAAGUCGCAAGUUGUGCCUGAUUCUCACGUGACAGAUUUAGAAAUUGAAGAGCCAGCGCAUGACAUGGUUGAGCACAUUUCCAUCAAUUUGGGCUUCCCAACGCAUCAAAGCACGGAAAUUGUGUCGGAAGAAGGCAUUGGAGAGUUUAAGCCAGAAAAGGCGGUGCAAGACGAAGCGAAACCGGAUGUCGUGAAAAUGAGUGCAGCAACAACGUCGGAAACAGUAACGCAUGAGGAAGUAUCUGAAUUAGGUGACAAGAGGCCCCAAGAACAAGAAUCUGCUACACUUACACUCACGCCACACAAAUCACUUACCGUCGAAGAGACACGAAUCGACGAAAUCGAGAGCACAUUUGAACGCAAACCUGAAGUCCCCACGAAACAAGCGCAAGUAUCUGUGGAUGCCUUAAAAGCCACUGUCAAAAUGGAGGAAAUUCCCUCCGAAGCACCUUCAGAUUUGGAUGUCAAAGCCCCAAAGCAAGACACGGGCGUUAUGAAACAAGAAAAUAUCGAGGCACUGAUCGUAACGGAAGACAUGAGUCACGACAAAGAAACGAUUUUUGAAGAAGAUCGCCCAAAAGAACAAAUUGCAAGCAAAAAUGUCGAUGCAAUUAUUUUACCACAAAAAUCUGAAACGACAAUUUCCGAGUCAGUUUCUGAAUUUUCCGAUGAAAAACCCGUUUUUGAUCAAAGUAAAGUGACUGACGUGACGAAAGAACAGCGUUCAGUUACGCAACAAGAAACAACUCUCGCUGAAUCAACAAUUCCCGUUGAAUCAGAGAAACUCGACACACAAAUGGCGAAACCUCUAAUGACUGAUUUCAACUUUGCUCCUCAAGUCAAAACGACUGAGACGAAUGAAUUCGAGCAAAUUUUCGAUGAAAAGCCUGUUGAAGCUGAAAAACAAGCAAAACCCAAACAAGAUACCUUGGAAAGUCUUCAAAUCAACGAAACCCUAACUGGAGAACAUGCAAGUGCCUUAACGGUUCCUCGAGUAGAUGAAAAAUCAGGAACUGUUACGAUCGAUGAAGCACUUAAAACGCCUCUUAAAACGGCGAUGGAGACAGUUGAUGCAGUUGAUGUCUUAAAAGACGUGAAACCCGCUGAAGAAACAGGCCAAUUGACGCAAGAUACAAAACAAGCGUUGAUUGUGGGUGAAACAGUCAUUGGAGCGAAGGAAGCUGACUUGUUUGUUGACUCAACGCCCGCCAAAGAACACACCGCUGAAGGUCAAGUGACGCAUCUCGUGGCUCCGGAACAAAGUUUGGUCCAAACUCAGGACUCGCAUGGCGAAUUUGUAGAUGAAAAACCACAAACGGAGCAUACGAAGCAAGUUCCAGCCGACACGAAGCACAAACAGACAGGUCUCGUAACAGAACAUGUCUUGGGCGAAAGUGUCGGCGGCGAAGAAAUCGCUCUGGAGCUCGAGACACAAGAAGCUAAGGCUGCUUUCGGUAUUUUACAGGCUGCAAUUGUGAGUGAGACAGUGCCAGAUACGGGUUUGGAUCAAUUAUUGACCGAAAAACAGAAGGAUGUGCAAGCAAAAGUCGUGCAAUCCGCCGUCGAAGGACUUCAGGUGCGCGAAAAUGUCUUGCACGAACGCGAAGAUUCGCUCAAACACGAAAAACCGCAAGAACAAAAGGCGGCACACACAUUCGAUACACUCAAAUCGUCUGAGGUGACGGAAACAAUUCCCGCUGAUUCGACCAUCGAUGCAAAUAUCACAGAUAAAACGCACAAAGAAACGAUCAAACAGUCACAUGUGCCACACGAAGCACUUUCUGUGCAAGAAACGCAAGUGCAAGACUCCGAAUUGCCCGCGGAAACGUGCAAAACGCGUGAGUUCCAAGCGAAUGUAGCAUUCACGGAAGCCAUUGCGGCCGAAAACAAAGAAAUUCUCGCACACACAACCACGGAAGACUUGUCCGAAGACGCUCCGAGCACGACACAAGCCACGUCACGCACGCUAAUACGCGAGAAACACGUUCCCAUUACGACACAAAUUGUACCCGAUGACAAACACGAGUCACUUGCGCCCGAUAACAUCCCAUCUCAAUCUGCUAAACAAUCAAUUUCAGACACAACUUCGGUCCCGAUUAUCACAGAGACACUCGUUGCCGAAGAGGUAGACACACACAAAGCACCGGCGCGUGUCACGGAAACGGUUACAGAAACGGUCGUUGACACGCCACGACACACAGUCAAACAGAGCUCCGUGGAAAUUAGCGAAGUGGAUGACGAGACGGUAACGAAACCGUCGCAGCAAGAAGAAAAAGAGGAAAAGAGCACCGUUUUCGUAACAACAUUCUCUUCAGAAGGAGGAGAAAUCAAAUCCAAGAACAAGAAAGUCGUCCAAGAGAAAGGAGUAAUUGUCGAGGAACAACUUAGCGACGAUGACUUCCACAGCGCCGAAGAGGAUAACGGCCAUGUACAGAUCGAGGAAGUGCCUGAUGACGAAUUCGUAAUGGCAACACCACAAAUAGUCACUGAACCCGACACAAUUCCUACCGUCACGAUGGAGGAACCCAAAGUCUCUGACCAAAUCACUGAAAUUCACGACAUUACACAAACGCCAACCAAAAAGAAACCAAAAUCGCGUAAACUCUCCGAAAUUCAAGAAGAAUUUGUCGAACCGCACAUCAAAACGGAAGAAAUCGAGCCAAUCGAAGCUUCUGUCAUCAUCCAAGAACUUGAACCGGAAAUCACUGUAACGCAAAUUGACACCGAAGAAGGACCCAGCGUGAAAGUCGAAAAGAAACGUGUCAUCAAGAAAUUGAAAGAACCACGCAAGAGUGUCACUGAGAUCGUUACCAUCGAACAAGAUGGCGUCGUUGUGAGUACAGACUUGACGCAACGCGACGAAGGAAUGACAAUCGAAGACAUUAACGAAUUCACCGCGGAAUUAAAACAACCCGAAAAAGCUAAAGUUUUGUUCGAAGAAUCGCCCGAAGAGAUCACAAUUACUCAAAUUUUGACGGAACAAGGCCCCGUUGAGCAAGUUACAAAGAAAAAGGUGAUAAAGAAGAAAUCAGGACCAAAACAGGAAACAACUGUCGUUGAAACUAUCGAAAGACCCGGGGAAGCUCCAAUUACGAGUGUCAGUACAACGGAAGAAGAAAUCCCGUUGGAAGGCAUCAAAGAAUUCAAAGAAGAGCUUCUUCGUCCUGUCAAAGCACGUGCUUUGGUCGAAGAAUUACCUGAAGAAAUCACGAUAACUCAAGUCCUAACCGAACAAGGACCCGUAGAUCAAGUCACCAAAAAGCGUGUGAUCAAGAAAAAAUCUGGUCCCAAGCAAGAAACGACUGUAAUUGAAACAAUUGAACAACCAGGAGUUGCUCCGAUCACAACAGUGACAGUUUCAGAGGAAGAUAUUCCAGCUGGAAAGCUCGAAGAGUUCAAACGUGAGAUGCGCAAGCCAGAAAAGGCACGUAAAUUAGUCGAAGAAGGCCCCGAAGAGAUCACAAUUACUCAAGUUAUCACUGAACAAGGUCCUGUCGAUCAAGUUACGAAGAAAAAAGUGAUCAAAAAGAAAUCUGGACCAAAAGAGGAGAUAACUGUCAUUGAAACUGUCGAACAACCCGGCUCUGCUCCAAUUACAACGGUUCAAACAUCCGAAAUUGACAUUCCUCUCGAAAAAUUGGGCGAACUUAUCCAAGAAUUGAAGAAACCAGUUCAUGCCAAACCGGAAGUCAUUGAAUUUACUCCCGAAGAAAUUGUUAUUACGCAAGUUCAAACGGAACAAGGCCCCGUAGAGCAAGUUACCAAAAAGAAGGUUAUCAAGAAAAAGGUUGGGCCAAAGGAAGAAACGACAGUUAUUGAGACUGUUGAACGUCCUGGAGUACCAGCUGUGACGACAGUUCAAACAUCGGAAGUUGACUUACCUUUGGGUCAAUUGGAUGAUUUCAAGCCAGAAAAGGUUCCAACCUCAAAAGCUCAAGUUUUGUUCGAAGAUUUGCCUGAAGAAAUCACAAUUACUGAGAUUCAAACCGAACAAGGACCCAAAGAGCAAGUUACAAAGAAAAAAGUGAUCAAGAAAAAAUCGGGACCUAAACAGGAAACGACUGUAAUUGAGACGAUUGAACAACCGGGAGAAGCUCCUGUCACGAAAAUCAGCACGACGGAGGAAGAUGUCCCGUUGGAAGAGUUCACCGAGUUCAAACAAAAUUUGUUGAAACCAGUUACAGCGAAAACUGUUUUCGAAGAAGCUCCUGAAGAACUCACGAUUUCUGAAAUUUUGACGGAACAAGGUCCCGUUGAACAAGUCACGAAAAAACGUGUCAUCAAGAAGAAAUCUGGACCAAAAGAGGAAGUUACUGUCAUUGAAACGAUCGAACAACCGGGUGUUGCGCCACAAACAACUGUCAGUACUGUCGAACUUGACAUGCCAUUCGAGGAAGUUCAGGAAUUCAAGAAAUCUUUGAAGACUCCUGUUCAAGCAAAGACUUUGGUUGAAGAAUUACCGGAAGAAAUCACGAUUACUCAAGUACUUACCGAACAAGGACCUGUCGAACAGGUUACCAAAAAGAAGGUUAUCAAGAAAAAAGCAGGACCUAAAGAAGAAACGACCGUCAUUGAGACAAUUGAACAACCAGGAGUUGCUCCAAUCACGACAAUUUCCAAGACGGAGGACGAUAUUCCGCUUGAAAAGUUGGAAGAAUUGAAACAAGAGUUGAGAAAGCCCGAAAAAGCGCGUAAAUUAGUCGAAGAAGGCCCAGAAGAGAUCACAAUAACGCAAGUUCAAACGGAACAAGGCCCCGUUGAGCAAGUUACGAAGAAAAAAGUGAUCAAAAAGAAAUCUGGACCUAAAGAGGAGACGACAGUAAUUGAAACUGUCGAACGUCCCGGAGAACCAACAGUUACCAAAGUUGACGUUUCUGAGAUAGAUAUCCCCUUGGAAAAAUUAGACGACUUUGUUCAAGAGCUUUUGAAACCCGUGAAGGCUAAACAAGAAUUAAUUGAACUUCAACCUGAAGAAAUUACGAUUACUCAAAUCGAAACUGAGCAAGGCCCGAAAGAACAAGUCACGAAAAAGAAAGUUAUCAAGAAGAAAGUUGGUCCAAAGGAAGAAACGACAGUUAUUGAGACUGUUGAACGUCCUGGAGCGCCUCCUGUGACAAAAGUUGAUGUUUCUGCGGAAGAAAUUUCCAUUGAAAAAGUCGACGAAUUUGUGCUUGAUUUGGAUAAACCGCAAAAAGCUCGUGCGAUUAUCGAAGAAUCGCCUGAGGAAAUCACAAUUACUGAAAUUCAAACGGAACAAGGUCCAAAAGAACAAAUCACAAAGACAAAAACGAUCAAGAAGAAAUCCGGACCCAAAGAACAAGUCACUGUCGUUGAAACGAUUGAGCAACCAGGCUUGCCGCCAGUUACGACAACAACAACUUCCGAAUCGGACAUUCCGUUGGAAAAAUUGGAAGAAUUCACGAAGGAACUCGCGAAACCCGAAACUGCUCGUUGUUUGACGGAAGAAUCGCCGGAAGAGGUGAUUGUGACACAAAUCCAAACGGAACAAGGACCUGUCGAAGUUGUCAAGAAAAAGAAGACAAUUCGCAAGAAAUCCCUGCCAAAAGAGGAAAUUAUCGAAAUUGUGACGAAAGAAACGCCUGGCGAGCUACCGGAAACGACUUGCACAAUCUCCGAAGUAGAAAUUCCUUUGGAAGAGGUGAAAGACUUUGUCGAACAAUUGCAACAACCAACGGAAAAGGCAAAAGAAACGACUGAAAAACGUGAACUACAGACACCCAAGAAACAAGACACAAAAUCACAGAAACACGAAAAACAAAAAACACCAUCUACUGAACCAAUUCAAGUCGUUGAAGAACCAAAAGAAGAAGAAGAAGUUCAACCAGAGCCUGAGAAGAAGAAGAAGACGAAGAAAAUCGUUAAAAAGAAGACAGAUGACUUGGAUGAGAUCACAAAACGUCUCCUUGAACAAGACAUCGAAAAAACUGAACUUGAGCAAUACGAAAAGGUCGAAGUUGAUCUUCAAAAGAAACCUAAAGUUGCUGCCCAAAUCGGUGAUGUCUCUCAAAAAGUUGAAACUUUCGAAGAAACUACUGAUGUUGAAGCUCCUGUCAUCGUUGAAGAAUACACAAAUGAACAACGUGCCUCUGAAAUUAAAGAAACUGCGGAGAAACUUCCAACAACAGAGACCAAAAAGGACGUUCCUAAACGCAAGAAGUCUCUGAAGAAACCGGAAGAAGAAGUGAAGGAAGAAAAACCAGAAGAAGUCAAACCAGAGGAAGAAAAGGUUAAGAAACCAAAACGACGUGUUUCAAUCAAGGAACCUGAAGUUGAAGAAAUUCACGAAGAUGUUCCUGAACAAGUUGAAGAAGUACCCGAAGUUGAGGAAGAAAAGCCUGUUGAACCAGCUCCAGUUGUCGAAGAAGAAAAACCACAACCAGAAACUGUCGAAGCGAAGAAAAAGACAAAGAAGGUUAUCAAAAAGAAGAAGACUGACGAUUUGGAUGAAAUUACCCAAAAAUUGUUGGAACAAGAGGUAGAACGUCCCGAAUUGGAACAAUAUGAAAAGGUCGAUGUUGACGUCAAGAAACCCGAAAAGGUUAAAGAAGUGCUUGAACGUCCUCAAGUCAAGAAGGAAGAAAGUGUUGAGAAGCCAGAAGAAGCUAAACCUGUUCCCGAGGAGAAACCUGAAGCAGAAAAACCUGCCGAAGAAGCUCCAAAGAAACCAAAGAAGACAAAGACUCCAAAAGCAGUCGAAGAAAUUCCCGCCGAAAUACCAAAACCAUUGAGAAAAGUCAGUUUGAAAGAAUCCGAACCAGAAGUCGAGGAAAAAGUCCCCGAAGAAGUUGCGCCAGAAGAGCCUGUUCCAGAAGUUGUUGAGGAAAAACCUGAAGAAAAGCCCGCUGAAGUCAAGAAACCCAAAAAGGUGAAGAAAAAGAAGACAGAUGACUUGGAUGAGAUCACGCAAAAACUCUUGGAACAAGAAGUUGAACGUCCCGAACUCGAGCAAUAUGAAAAGAUCGAUGUUGAUUUCAAGAAGAAGCCUAAACCAGAAGAGCCUGAAGCUGAAGUCACGUUGAAACCGAAGAAAGAAGAGCCCGUUGAAGAAGUUCAAGAACAAGUCACGAUGAAAAAGAAGAAGCCAAAACCAAAAGUUGUCGCCGAAGAGGAGGUUGAAGAAGCUGUCACAUUGAAAAAGAAGCCCGAACAAAAACCCGUCGAAGAGGAACCCGUUGAAUCAGUUACACUCAAGAAAAUUGAACCAAAAACAACAGAACUUGAAGAAGUUGAGACUAAAUUCACAUUACAGCCAGUUACACAAGUCAUUGAAGAGAUUGAUGAACAAUUAACUGUCAAACCGAAAAAGAAGAAGAAGCCUCAAGUUGAGGAAGCUUCUGAGGAAAUUGUCAUCACGAAAGAGGCUGAAAUUCCUGAGGAAGAAACUGAAGAAGCGAUUGUCCUCAAACCCAAAAAGAAAUUAGAACCUGAGGUUACUGAGGAAGUCGAAACACAAGUCACACUCAAACCCAAGAAACAAGAAGAGCCCGAAGAUGUCGAACAAGAGGUUAAACUUCCGAAGAAAAAGAAGAAGCCUCAAGUUGUCGAAGAAGCGGCUGAAGAAGUUACUAUCAAGAAAGAGGUCGAGAAACAACCUGAAGAAGAAGCAACUGAAGAAGCUGUCGUUCUCAAACCAAAGAAGAAGGUCAAGCCUGAAGUUCCUGAAGAUGUCGAAGCUGAAGUGACGCUCAAACCUAAGAAAGAACCUGAACAAGAAGAGGUUGAAGAGCAAAUCACGUUGCCAAAGAAGAAGAAGAAGCCUCAAGUUGUUGAAGAAGAGGCAACUGAAGUUACCAUCAAGAAAGAGGUUGAACAACCAGAAGAAUUCUAUGAAGAAGCGGUUGUCAUGAAACCACAAAAGAAGAUCAAACCACAGAAAUCAGAGGAUGUCGAGGCUGAAGUAACGCUUAAACCAAAGAAGAAGCCUGAACAAGAAGAUGUCGAGGAACAAAUUAAACUUCCGAAGAAGAAAAAGAAGCAGGUUGUUGAAGAAGCUGCUGAUGAAUUGUCCAUUAGCAAAGAGGUUGAGGUCGAACGCGAAGUCGAAGUUGAAGAAGAAGAAUUCAUCGACGAAGCGAUCGUCAAGAAACCUCGCAAGAAGUUCGUUCCUCAAUACGUCGAAGAAGACGAAAUUUCCGCAGAACUUUCUUUGCCACGUAAGAAACAUCCCAAAGGCGAAGAUGUCGAAGGCGAAAUGACGCUCAAGAAGAAGGCAAAGAAAAAGCCAAAGACCUACGACGAAACUGCCGAAGAGUACACGGUCAAACUUCAACCUGACAUCAGCGAUUACGAAGAACAAGAAGACUUUGAGGAGUUCAUUGUUGAGAAACCACGCAAGAAACGCGUCAGCAUCCAAGAAGAAGACCAAGAAUUCACCUUGAAGAAGGCAAAACCGCCACGUGUCAUCGACGAAGGCGAGGAAAUCAGCGAAGAAGUCAAACUGAAACGCAAACCUCGCAAAAAGACGCUUGACGAAGCUGGCGCUGAACUCACGGUUCGUCGCGACGAAGAAAUUCCCGAAAGUUCCUCCGAAGACGAAGCAUCUGAAGUUAUCGUGCGUCGCCCGAGCAAAGCUCGCAUUCAAUAUGUCGAAGAACAUUCGCAAGAAUACACUGUUAAAAAGAAGCGCAAGCCACGUAAGCCGUCGAAACCAAAUAUCCCCGAAUUUACGGAAAAUGUCACGUUCCGUCCCAAAACUACAAGAACCAAAGAGGAUGUCGAACAAGAAUUCAACAUUUCCCUGGAUCAAUAUGCCGAGGAAGAGAUUUCGAUGUCGGGCAAGGUGAAGUUGAAGAAACCCAAACAAUUGACCUUCAACGAGGAAACUGGCGAAGCGCAUAUUCGCAUCACGCAAGAAAUUGACGACGGAAGUGGUCCAAUUAUCGAAGAAGUACUCGAUGAUUCGGAAGAGGAAAAUACCAUGGAUGACAUUGACGAGCCAUAUUCCGAACGUGAAGAGUUGCCAAUUGAUUACGAGAUGAAACUCAAACGUAAACACUCCAAACCGGACUAUUUGAUCGAAGAUCACGAAGAAGAUUCGAUGUCACUUGAGCUCCCACGUAAACCGAGAGUUCCUGUCAUCUCCUAUGACGAAGAUUCACUUUCGUUGAAACAAAAACGAAAACCUAUUCCAAAGAUUUACACCGAAGAAGGUGCCGAGCUCAGUAUCACGAAGGAAGUUUAUGAUGAUUUGAUGUUCAGCAUGUGCGCUUACGCUGCAGAGACAAAUGAUGGCUUGAAUCUCGUGGAAGGCGAACGUUUAACAGUGCUUGAUCGUCACGAUGCCGAUUGGUGGUUAGUGCGCAAACACUCUACCUCCGAAAAGGGUUGGGUACCUCCGCAACUCCUCAUGGACGAACUCAGUUACACAACCUACGUUCAACAGAAAUUGCACGAACGCAUCGACAAACUCCCAAUUUUCGAUCGCGUUGGUCCCAACGAAAAGGCUUCCGCCCCGAAAUUCAUCGAAAAACUCAAACCCAUCACCGCACACGACGGUCAAACCAUCCAAUUCGAGUGCAAAGUCAUCGGCACACCAAUUCCGCACAUCACGUGGUUCCGUCAAACGGCGAUCUUGAAACCAUCGCAAGACUUCCAGAUGUACUACGACGACGACAACGUCGCUACUCUCGUCAUUCGUGACGUCAUGUUGGAAGAUUCGGGCAGCUUUACGUGCGUCGCUAAAAAUUCCGCUGGAUUUGCCACAAGCACUGCCGAGUUGUUCGUCGAAGGUUCAUUAUCGGAUCACACGGAUGAGUUGACGGUAUCGAUGAGUAUUUCUCGUCGCACGUCUCGCGAAUCCUCAAUGGCGGACAUUCUCGAGGGAAUCCCGCCAAUUUUCUCCCGCAAACCAAAAGCGCAAUGCGUGAAGGAAGGCACGAACGUGAUGCUCGAAUGUCGUUUGGUAGCUGUGCCCGAACCUGAUAUCACGUGGUUCUACAAUGGCAAGGAAAUUGAACCUAAAAAUAAUUUAAGCAUCGUUACUGAGUCCGAUAUGCACAUGUACUGCUCGAUUGUUCACAUCAAAGGCGUCGAGAAGUUACAAGAAGGCAAAUACACAAUUGUCGCCAGAAAUCGCGAAGGCGAAGCAUCACUUCCGAUCGUUUUGAAGGUCAGAACUGACGACAAAGAAGCCCCAGAAGUGUUGGAACCGUUGAAAGCUCAAAUUGUCACCGAAGGAGAGUCCACAGUACUCAUGACGACAAUCGUAGGAACUCCAACUCCCAAAAUCGAAUGGCUAAAAGACGGAAAACCCAUUAAGGAAAACACAAAAUCCGACAAAGAUGGGUUACAUACCUUAACUUUGGUGCAUUGCCAACCCAGUUUCACCGGAAAUUACACUUGCCGAGCCACAAAUCCCAUCGGAACAGCGGAAACUUCCGCUACAGUCGUUGUUGAACCGCAUGACAGUGGCGCCCCACAAGCUCCCUUCUUCAAAGAUCGCUUUGAGCAAUUAGUUGUACCCCAAAACGGCACAAUUCGCUUGACAGCGUCAGUUACAGGACAUCCCGUACCUGAAGUGCAAUGGUUAUUGAACAAUCGCCCCUUGAAAUACUCGGAUCGAGUAAAAACUUCAUACGACGGGGAGAAUAUCGAACUUAUUGUCUUCAAUGCUGACUCUGAACUCGACACGGGCAUCUAUAAAUGUCUCGCAAGUAACGUUGCUGGCACGGCAUCCCAUGGAGCGAAGGUCGUAGUUGACGUUGAAGCUGUUUAUUUCACGAAAAAGCUCAAAAAGACCGUGACAGUCGAAGAGGGCAAGACAGUAACGCUUGAAUGUGAAACAUCUCAUACCGUAUCGACCCGUUGGUGGCAUAAUGAUGUCGAACUAACAGGCAUGGACAAGCGUGUAAUCGUUCAAGAAGGCAAAACGCACAAGUUGUUGAUCAAAAAUCCGAACAUUCAUGAUAGCGGCUCGUACCAAUGUACUGUCAAAGAGCAAAUGACAGAGUCGCAUGUCCAAAUUUUGGAAGCCGAGCCCGAAUUCUUGCGUAAAUUGCAAGAUUGUGAGGUUAAGGAGAAGGAACAAGGUAUUUUAGAGGUAGAAAUCACCUCGGAAUCGGUAGAUGUUCAAUGGUACAAAGAUGGCAACCCUGUCAGAGAGGAUAAGGAUCACGUUACUUUCGUCAAAAAGGGUCGUUAUCGCAAACUUUUGUUGCGAAAUGUCUCGGUGCAUGACGAAGGCGAGUACACGUGCGUUUUGGCAGAUCAAGAAUGCAGCAGCGAUUUGACAGUUAUCGAAUUGCCGCCAGAAAUUAUCAAAAAGAUGGCGGAUCAGACGAUUGCGAAGGGUGAACGAGCUGUUUUCGAGAUUGAACUCACGAAAGGCGACGCCAUGGUGCAAUGGUUCAAAAAUGGCAAAGAUUUGGAAUUUAAUGAUCAUGUCACACUCACGAUCGAUGGUAAACGUCAACUUUUGACAGUUAAUGAGGCGACGUUAGAUGAUGACGCCGAAUACACGUGCAUCGUUGGCGAACAAGAAUCAACAGCUCGCUUGACUGUGGAAGAGCCUGUGGUUCAAUUUAUCCGUCGUUUGCCUGAUAUCACGGUUGUAACCAAAAAUGGCGAUGCUGCCUUCACAGUUGAACUGUCGCAAGACGUUCCUGUCAAAUGGUUCAAGAAUAAACAAGAAAUUAAACCGAAUGACAAAUACACAGUUAUCAGCGAAAAAUGCGUGCGAACUCUCAUGGUUCAUGACAGCAAGGAAGAUGACGCUGAUGAGUACUCUUGUGUGGCUUUUAAUGUCAAAACGAGCUCGCAAUUGCGCGUGGAAACGAUUAAAAUGCCGCCAACCAUCAUUUUGGACGAUAACACGUACAAAGUGAAGGAAGGAGAAGAUGUGACGUUCAACAUUAAAUUCACAGCGACGCCGCAACCAGAAGCUGAAUGGACUGUCAACAAGAAAGUCAUUAAAAAGUCGCCGCAAUUUACGCCAAAGGUCGAUGAGGAAAGUGCCAGCUUGACAAUUAAGAAGGUCAAGGAAGUAGAUGCGGGCGAUUACACGAUCAAAUUGAAGAAUGAGUGCGGUGAAGCGGAAACGACGUUGAAAUUAGUCAUUAUGAAAAAACCAACUGCUCCUGGAGCGCCAUCUCCUGUGGAAGUAACGAACGACUCAGUUACGCUCUUCUGGAAGCCUCCAGAGUCGGAUGGCAAUUCGCCAAUUACUGAAUACGUUCUUGAAUAUCAACUUAGAAAGGAAACAAAAUGGACCAAAAUAACUGAAACAAUCACCGAAACUACCCACAAAGUCACAAAAUUGACUAAAAACAGCGAAUACACAUUCCGUGUCUAUGCCACAAACGUUGUCGGUCAAUCGCCUCCGUCCCCGAACUCGGAUUACAUCAAAAUUGUGGCGCCAACCAAGAAGGAAGCUCCCACAAUCACCGAACCGCUCAAAGACACCAAGAUCGGUUUCAAACAAACCCUUACUUUGUCUUGCGUCAUCGGAGGCGAACCGCAACCCACCAUCAAAUGGUACAAAAACAAAAAGUUGCUGACAUCCAAAACGACGACAUUCGAGAAUCGCAUCGCGAAAUACGUGAUCGAAAGUACGACGGAAGAAACAGCGGGCACUUACACGUGCGCCGCCGAAAAUCCUCUCGGAAAAGUCGAAACUUCUUGCGUCGUGACGUUGGAAGAAUCACCGUCCGUGACAAUUGAUGAAAAAUUCGUCACACAAACGAAACGUGUGCAUUCCGAAUGGGAAGUGACAGCACAAAUUGCUGGAUAUCCCGUGCCCGAAGUCAUUUGGAUGUUCGAAGAUAAGCCUCUGAAGUCGGAAGAUGUUGAAAUUGUCUCGAAUUCGACGUCGACAGUGAUUCGCAUCAAAAAGGUCGAGCGAACGCAUUCUGGCAAAUACAAGGUAGAAGUGAAAAAUUCCGCGGGAAGUGCUUGUGCGGAAGUUAUGCUCAAAGUUAUCGAUAAGCCAAGCAAGCCCGAAGGUCCCAUGGUCAUUACGGAAGUCAGUCACGAAGCGGUGCAAAUCAAAUGGCGCGCACCCCUCGACGAUGGCGGCCUCGAAAUUACCGCAUACAGUAUUGAACGACACGAUCCCACGCACAAGGGAUGGAUCAAAGUUGCCGAUGUCGAUGCCACAAUCGAUACUUUCUGCAUCCAAAAGUUGCUGGAAGACGCCGAAUACCUGUUCCGUGUCAUGGCAGCAAAUCCCGUUGGCGUCUCCGAACCUCUCGAAUCUGAUCCGGUGACAAUUAAGAAGACACUUCAAGCUCCGUCGCCACCACGAGGUCCCGCCCAAGUAUCGGGCAUGACAGAAACGUCGUUCACACUGAUGUGGCAACCCCCCGAAUCGGAUGGCGGUUCGAAAAUUAUCGAGUAUUAUGUGGAAAUUAAGGAAAGUAAGAAGAAAGUGUGGCGAAAUGCUGGCACAAGUGCCGGAAAUGCAACCAGUUUGCUCGUUAAGGACUUGGUGAAGAACGAAGCUUAUGACUUCCGGAUAACGGCGAAGAAUAAGGUCGGCACGAGUGCGCCAUUUGUCACCGAGGAAAGUAUUGUUGCGGGUCAAAGCAAAAGCGAGGAGACUGACGAAAUUGUCUUCACUCCUCCAUCGCCGCCACAAAACCUGCGAAUUACGGAUAUCACGUCGAAGAGCGUCUCGCUGGAAUGGGAGUCGCCCGUUAGCGAUGGCGGAUCCGACAUUACAGACUACAUCAUCGAGAAACGUUUAACUUCGAGCACGAAAUGGACCAAAAUUCAAACGCUCGAAACGCAUUACCGCACUUAUUGCAUCGAUAAUCUCAAGGAAAAGUCGGAACUUGUGUUCCGUGUGAUGGCAGUCAAUGCAAUUGGUGUUAGUGCUCCGGCAAUUACGGAUGGCGUGAUGUUGAAGUCGCAUGCGACUGUUCCCUCGCCUCCAACGGGCCCCUUGGAAAUCCGUUGUCUCGGUCCGAACGUAAAUCUCGUCGAAUGGGGAUUGCCCGAAUCGGAUGGCGGUGCUCCGUUGCAAGGAUACAACAUUGCCGUGCGUGACAUCAAAAAGACGAUGUGGAUUGAAGUUGGCAAAGUGCCUGCUGGCGUGCAACGAUACAACAUUAGGGACUUGCAGGAAGAUCACGAGUACAUGGUGCGCAUUUACGCGAGAAAUGAAGUUGGUUUGAGCGAGCCGCUCGAAUCGGAUGAAGUUUACAAAGUUGAAAUUGGAAUGGGUCAAGACGCCGCUGGCGAAGAACCACGUUCCCAAAUGUCGGUCAGUUACAGUCAAAACACGUCGUCUUGGAUGCGUGACAACAACAUGGAUGCCGACAUCAAUACCUAUGCGCGACACAAGCUCAUCAGACGCGACGAAUACUUCUUCCGUGUCUGGCAUUACGCAAAGAAGCUUUUCAAAUAAAGCCCUCCGCGUUCGUGUUGCCGCAGUGUUAAUCUUAGUUUUUAAGCGAGUGACCAAUUUACUAAUUUAUUUCGUUUUAAACUUUUAAAUUUUAGACCAGAACAAGGAAAAAAAAUGAAACUGUGAUACAUAUAAUUUGUGUCUCUUCUAGUGUUGACGUCUCUCCGCCUGACAAAAAAAAAAUGGGGGGAGGGACGUCCUGAAUGUAAAUAAAUAAUUGACCUCUGAAAAUCUACUGCAACUACACCGAAAAUCGUUUUAUCCACGAAAACACACGUGUAUGAAUCAUAGUUCGAACAAAAAAAAUCUAAAUCCAUGGACUAAACUCGUAGAACUGUAAAUUAACGAGAAUUGUCAUGAUUUCGCGUGAGAAAGUGCCAAAAGUGUUAAAUCUCCGGUUUUUCUAUGCAUCCCCAAUAGAAAGUCGUAACGAUGAAGAUCCCGUUCAAUUUGCCCCCGAUGGGGGUCCCUUGAAAUAAAGGUGCAUUUAUUUCCAGGGACCGCCAACCCUUUGAACGUUCGAGAUCCGCGGCAAACGCUUUUCACUUGCUCUUGACGAUCAUUCAUGGCAAUUUUCGUUACGGAUAGGAUUUUAUAUCAAUUGGUCACUAUAUUGAUGAAUAUUGUAAAAAAAAAAUAUUAAAUAAAUUAAUUUUUAAAGAAAGAAAGCUAGAGUCCUUUCGAAAAAUAAAUAUUUAUUGUAUAUUUUAUGGAUAUAUAAUUUAUUAUGAAAAAAGAACAGAAAA